AUGAAACGCAACUGGGAAGGUGGGCUUGAGUGGUAAAAUGGUGCCCGUCCCCUGCUGCUCUUCCAUUCUGAUCAGUUGUCUAUGCCUGUUUUUCAUUGGACUCCACCCACCAAAUAAACCCCCCACCCUCACAGGAGCCUCUUCCACCUAUCUAUCUGCAUACACAAAAAAUCCAGUUUUGCCCUCUGUAAAGACUGCAGACCUGCUCAAUAUGUGCUCUUUUCUGUCAUUUGUCAUUGUGGGAAAUGAAGCUCAUCGAUUUGUUCAACAUUCACAGCCUCUGGGUUAUGUACACAUUAGAUUUCAGCUUCCUUUUACAUGGUGAGUGCUGCGUGGCCUUUGACUGCCCCAAGUCUUGAGGUUUCCUUCUCACUAGUUGGGAAAGGUGCAGGGCUGUGCUCAAAGGCUGAAUUAAAAAGGAAGGGGGAUACUGCUGGCAAGCAUGCUUUUCACUUCUGUUGUCUCCUUCAGCUAAUCUCCUCUGCUUCCUCUCCUCUCCUCUCAGUUGCUAGGCAUGUGCAGCUUUCACAAGAAACUGCUUAAUAAAUUAUUAAUUGGCUAACACAAUGCAACCUCAAAUGUACCAUUCGCUGCCCAUCCAUCCACCAGCCUCAGUUAAUUUUUGCACUAGAGAAAAAAGCUCAUUAUGUUCUUUCAUAUCACAGUACAUGGAUACUACCGUAUCUUCCAAGAUAGCAAUCUAUUGCCAUCAGUUUAACUUUACGGUGGUACCUUGGUUUAGAAGAAGAAGAGUUUGGAUUUGAUAUCCCGCCUUUCACUCCCUUUAAGGAGUCUCAAAGCGGCUAACAUUCUCCUUUCCCUUCCUCCCCCACAACAAACACUCUGUGAGGUGAGUGGGGCUGAGAGACUUCAAAGAAGUGUGACUGGCCCAAGGUCACCCAGCAGUUGCAUGUGGAGGAGCGGAGACUCAAACCCGGUUCCCCAGAUUACGAGACUACUGCUCUUAACCACUACACCACACUGGCUCCAUAACCAUAAUCUGUUCCAGAGGUCCGGUUGUAAACCAAAACAGGUUGUAACCCAAGGCAUGCUUUCGCCAACCAAAAUGGGUUGUAAUCCAAAAAUGGCCUCCCCCCCCAAAAAUGGGUUGUAAUCCAAAAAGAAAAAAUGGAUUGUAAUCCAAAAAAGGGGACACACACUUCCAGGUUUGACGUGGUUGUAAUCCAAAACAGUUGCAAACCAAGGUACCACUGUAUCCUAAUUGGAAAAGCCAGAGAUUGGUCUUUCACAAUGGAUAUUACGCUUCAUUUUUAAGUACUUUUUGGGGAAGCUGCAGUAGAUGUUUAAAAGCACUGAAAUAUCACACACACUAGGCAACAGUGUUCCUGCCUUCUUAAGAAAGCCUUGUAUUAUAUACAAUAUUCAUUUUUCAAUUUGUUCUCCUUGCUCCCUUUGAGCAAUGUGCCUUUGAAGUUCAAGGCGUUACGCUGUAAAUCUGCCAAAGCUUCAGGACUGAAGUGGCAGUUCAACUCUUCCUAACCCUCUCAGGGGAUCUCUCUCAUCUCCCCCCCUCCUUUUGCCUUUGAAAAUAUCUAGGUUUUCAGGCCCAAAACCAAGCAACAAUUUUAUGGGCUAAUUUGAUACAGCUUGCUCAUAUCUAGGAAAAGUAGGUAAAAUGACAUUGGCAGCAAUGAAACGUAGUAGGUUAUUAUUGUCUCCCUGGAAAAAUUCCUAAUCUUUUCUAAAACAGAUUAUUUAUGCCUUAACAUAAUUAAAUCACAAUCAGGAUGGGGUGGGGGGAAGAUGAAGAAAAGGUACACAUUCACAGUCUUUCUCACACCCCCAAUCUUUCAAAUCAAUUUUAUACACGGAGCAAGGAUUCAAAUAUGCACUGAUAACUAUGGGACUAGAAUAAAAAGGUGGCAUAUAUUACAUUUUUAACCACUUUCUACAAGGUGUCUCAACAUGAUUUACAAAUCUGUAAAACACAACACAAUAAAAAAUGAAAAACUAAAUACAUUAAAACAAAAUUCUUAAAAGUGCUCUUCCAACACUAAGGAUGAAUGGUACCUCAGCCCACUAAAAGAUGGCUGCUACAGAACAGGGCAGAAUCAUACCACAGUAUGAUCCAAAUUAAUGACUACAUACUGUACAUACUCUUGGUACCAGGUAGGUGAGGGAGGGAGGGGAAAGGUCCACCAUUUGCUGCUAUGGCUCACAGCAACUUCUUUGGAUAUGCUAAAUUGUGGUACUUAGCUAGCUAGCCAAAGUCAUUACUUUGACAAAGGAACUGGUUUGGCAGUUCUUAUAUGUUCUUAUACACAUUUUUCCCUCACAGCUAUAUGAUCACAGGUUUUGGAAGGGGCCCAGGAUAUUAUCCAGACUGACACACACACCCCAAACUCAUAACAAUAUUAUACGGUAAAUCACACCCAUUUCCUAUAAGAAAUUACCCUGUUGUGGGUAGUUUUAUUUAUAUGAGGUAUCCUCUAUGGGAAAGUGUCUUUUUCUAUCCUUAGUUUCAACAAAGAAAAUGAAAAUAAGACAUAAUUAUGGUUAUAUGUUCUUUUCACGUAGUGCAUUCCUGUCUCCAAGGAAAAGACAGCUUAUAUAGGCUUUGCAUACAUAGGUCACUGAACAUCUGUCAGAUGGUUGCUAGUGUUACUUUAUGCUUCAACCACCUUGGGCUAGAAUAUGACCUACUUGUGUUGCUUCAAAGAUGAAUGAUCUUGGUCAAUGAACCGAAUCAUUAUCAGUUCCCACCUUUAAAAUACACAAACAUGGAAAAUGUGGAUACUUGAUUUUUUUAAAAUCUCACCAUCUCCUCUUCCCUGUAUUUAGGAAAUAUAAAAUAUUUCUUAAUUUGAUGAGAGGUUGGAAUUGGGGGAAUAGUGUAAUGUUAUUUGGAUGGUUUACGCCCACUGCAUUGCAUGGCUCACUUGCUUGCACAAUAUCUUCUUACACAACACUAUCAAACCGAUAGUUACGUAAAUUCAACUAACAAAUAUACCCACAACGUAACUGGCAGCGUUUAACUACAUAAUUUUUUUAUACAUAAUGUAAACAUAACUCUUUUCACAUUAUCUAGUUGAGUAGAAGCAAUUAAGGACCAACAUUUAGAACAGGAAAUACAAACAGAUCAGUUCUUAUAUACGUAAUGUCCAAAUAGAAGCUUUUGUGUUCCAAAUGUAACAACUUUAAGAAGCAGUACUUGCAAAAGAUGAACUUUUCCUUGUAAUGUUCCACAUCUGCCUUUGCAAAGUAUGGUUGUUGUAUGCAGCUGCUGUAUGCAGGUAUUGGACGAAGGAUACAAAAGAUCUUAACAUGUGCCUUUGCAACAUAUAGUUGUUGUAUGCUGGUAUCAGACGAAAGAACUUAAACGUGACAAGGAUUCCCGGAAUAUUACCUUGUUUCGCCCUGCUGGGCUUCGUCAGCCGAGCAUACUCUAAAUAAUGCAGAUAAACAUAAUAAUGUAGGUUUUUUACAAACUUAAAAAUAAAACAUAUAACACAGAUAUUGAAUAAUGGCUCUACAUACCGUAUUUUGUGUAUCAGAGACAUGGAAUGAGUGACAUGGCGGAUACCGCAUUAAACAACCAGUAGUACUAUGUUGCACAGGACACGGGUGGCGCUGUGGGUUAAACCACAGAGCCUAGGACUUGCCGAUCAGAAGUUUGGUGGUUUGAAUCCCCGUGACGGGGUGAGCUCCCGUUGUUCGAUCCCUGCUCCUGCCAACCUAGCAGUUUGAAAGCAUGUCAACGUGCAAGUAGAUCAAUAGGUACCGCUCCGGCGGGAAGGUAAACAGCGUUUCCCUGCGCUGCUCUGGUUCACCAGAAGUGGCUUAGUCAUGCUGGCCACAUGACCCGGAAGCUGUAUGCCGGCUCCCUCGGCCAAUAAAGCGAGAUGAGCACCGCAACCCCAGAGUCGGCCACAAUUGGACCUAAUGGUCAGGGGUCCCUUUACCUUUACCUUUACUACUAUGUUUGCUUUUUUAGAGAGAGACAAUGUUCUAAUUACAGGUGGCAGCAAUCUACAGCAAAGUUUUUUUCUCUUAAUGUGACCCCCAUGAAACCACCAUGUUCAACGUAAAUUUUUUAAGGUUAUCAAUGGUAUAUCAAGAUAUUAAUAAUAACUCAUAGAAAACAACUAUACUCUAUUUCUGUAUUUAAACAUGAAGGAUGCAAAGAAUCGAGCAGAAAAAUAAAUCUGGUUUGUUUCUGCAUAAGGAUGUUUUUGGCUUGUUCUACAGGUCCUUGAUACGCCCAGAUCACAAAGAAUGUUAAAUCCUCAUCUGAAUGUGACGCUUGAAUAAAAUGUUGCACUAAAGGCGCGUCGACAACACUGUUUCUGUUUCUGAUUCUGGAACGGUGUUCUGAUAUUCUUACUUUGUUGCACAAUGUCUUCAGCAUAUUUUCGGGAUUCUUUUAUAGUAAAACUGACCUUGCGGAAACCAGACAAGCUUGGCUAUAUUGUCAUUUGAGUUAGUUGGACACAAAAUUAUUUAUAAGCAAACCUAACGCAUAGCCUGCUUCUCAAAUGCAAUCCUCAACGCCAUAUACACAACAAACGCAAACAAUGACUGCAAUAUAAAAUAAAAUAACAUGGCUGGGUCCACAAGCAGGUGUUAAUUUGUAUGUGGGUGCACUCAUGAGCACUUUCCAUCUUAUGCCACUGAAACCUAUCUUAACGUUUCCUCUCUACACCAAUGGGCAGCCCUUGGUGGGAUGUACAGUGGUACCUCAGGUUAAGUACUUAAUUCAUUCCAGAGGUCCAUACUUAACCUGAAACUGUUCUUAACCUGAAGCACCACUUUAGCUAAUGGGGCCUCCUGCUGCUGCCGUGCCGCUGGAGCACGAUUUCUGUUCUCAUCCUGAAGCAAAGUUCUUAACCUGAAACACUAUUUCUGGGUUAGCGGAGUCUGUAACCUGAAGUGUAUGUAACCUGAAGCGUGUGUAACCCGAGGUACCACUGUAUUCGCACUGUGUGUUGUUGUUUCCUCCCUUUAAUUAAUAUUUCCUCACCCACCAUAAGUUCUGGAAACCUGAAGCUGGAAACCUGUGUGCAAAUUUUUGUUUACCUGUUUAUUUCUUUUGAAGUACAAGUUUUUAAAUUUGCACUAAAGAGCAGUUAAUAAUAAUAAUGAUGAUGAUGAUGAUGAUGAAUGUCUUUAUCGUUCCAAGUCAGGAAACCUGCAAUCUGUUGUGUGCAUGUCUACAGAAAUUUGGUGAAGUGUAUGCACACUUAUUUUUAUUCAUUUUUUAAGUACAAUUUUCUCAUUGUACCAGAUUGGGUAAGGGCAGUGCAUGGCGCUCUUAGAUAUGCUCCUGCAAUGCAUGGGCAGGGGGCAGGAAAGGAAACCCCAGCACAAAAUGGUCGUAUGGGCUGUAAACUGUCCUGUGAUCUUGGGGUGAAGGGUGUUACAUAAAUUUAACACACACACUGUCUACAGCAACAAACAGGGCCCACAGCUGAGAGCUGCUCACCUCAUAAUACAAUGGUACCUCGGGUUAAGAACUGAAUUUGUUCUGGAGGUCCGUUCUUAACCUGAAACUGUUCUUAACUUAAGGUACCACUUUAGCUAAUGGGGCCUCCCGUUGCCGCCAUGCCACCACUGCGCGAUUUCUGUUCUCAUCCUGAGGUAAAGUUCUUAACCCGAUGUACUACUUCCGGGUUAGCGGAGUCUGUAACCUGAAGCGUAUGUAACCUGAGGUACCACUGUACUUUUUCUAGGCCAGCAUCCUGAGCAUUGCCAGGCAUUUGGACCCAGCAACUAUUUUAGGAUGUGUUCACAUUACCACCUUAGAGUGCAGUGAAGUUGUUGCUUCUUGGUGCAUUUUGCAGCUCUUCCCUUUCUUCUCAGCUGUUCAAAUCAGGACAGAGAAGUCUUUAUCCUAUGUAGAAAAAUGUUCACUCUCAAGUGCUUAAAUCAUUCCUAAUUUGUCUAUUCAAUCCAUAUGAAGUACAGGAUACACAACAAAGUACAGGAUAUGUCAUGUGAACAUGGAUUAAAAUCCCACCACUGGAAACUGGAAUGUGAACACAGCCAAUAUUUUUAACUUCAGGAUUUUGGGCAGUCAAAGCUUAGCUCCUUUUUUUUUUUUACAUUCCGAGUGUUGCAUGAAAUCUAAUGUGCACAUGGCCCAGAGGCUGUGAAUGUUCAAUGAAGCUAUAAGUUUCAUUUCUCACAGUGUCAAAUUACAGAAAAGAGCACAUACGGAGCAGCUCUAUAAUCUACCUGGAGGGUCCAAUUGAAUUUUACAUGUAGGUAGGCAGAAGAGUUUCAUGUGGAUUUCCUCCCCACCCCCGCAAAAAAAAGCAAAAAAAGCCAUAGAAGACUGUGAUCACAAUGGAAGAGCAACAGGGGAGGGGCUGCUUAACCCUUUCUCAGGGUCCUCUGCCCACAAUCAAACCCACUUCCCCAACUGUUUUUGCUCAUGUGGGGGAAUUUUUUUAAAAGAAAGAAAAUGUGCAACAAGACCAGCACCAGCAGUUGGCACUUCCAAGAGGCUGGGGGAAGAGACUGGCCAUCAUUGCUCUCCCCAACAUUUGCCUUUUGCUUCUGCCGGUCUCCUCUGGAGUAAAGGAUAUGGGAGCCAGCUGUAUGUCAUCUAGCCUGGUAAGAACUGAACUGAAUUUAAGCCAGAUGUGUAGGAGUGUGCAUCUGUGUACAGUGGUACCUCAGGUUACAGACGCUUCAGGUUACAGACUCCACUAACCCAGAAAUAGUACCUCGGGUUAAGAACUUUGCUUCAGGAUGAGAACAGAAAUCACGCGGUGAUGGUGGGAGGUCCCAUUAGCUAAAGUGGUACCUCAGGUUAAGAACAGUUUCAGGUUAAGAAUGGACCUCCAGAACAAAUUAAGUUCUUAACCCGAGGUACCACUGUACUUAAGCCUAGAUUAUGGUGUGGUUGUCAUUGUUUGCUAAAUGAUUUAUUUUUUUUCAUUUUCAAAUCUACUGACGUGCUCUAUAUUUUGUACAGUGAUACCUCGGGUUAAGUACUUAAUUCGUUCCGGAGGUCUGUUCUUAACCUGAAACUCUUCUUAACCUGAAGCACCACUUUAGCUAAUGGGCCUCCUGCUGCCUCUGUGCCGCUGCUGCACGAUUUCUGUUCUCGUCCUGAAGCAAAGUUCUUAACCCGAGGUACUAUUUCUGGGUUAGCGGAGUCUGCAACCUGAAGCGUAUGUAACCCGAGGUACCACUGUAAAUUAUUUUCUGUCAGAGGCUUGUCUUCACCUGGUAUCUUGUAUGUAUCUGCAAAAUAACAUUGUUCCGGGGCAUUGUGGGAAAUUCAAAGGGUGGCUAGACAAAGCCACCUGGCACUGCUCAGAUUAGAGUGCUGCCGUUGCUAUCACAUAAGCCCAGCCAGGGCCCACGGACAGGUGAGCUUAACAUAGGGAGCUGCCUUAUGAUGACUGAAUCAGACCAUUGGGUCCAUCUAGCACAAUAUUGUCCAUACUGACUGGCAGCAGCUCCUCAGGGUUUCAAGGCUGGGGUCUCUCCAAGUGCUAUCUGGAGAUGAUGGGGACUGAACCUUGUACCUUCUGUAUCCAAUUCUGGUGCAGAAGAAGAAGAAGAAGAAGAAGAAGAAAAAGAAGAAGAAGAAGAGUUUGGAUUUGAUAUCCCGCUUUAUCACUUCCCGAAGGAGUCUCAAAGCGGCUAACAUUCUCCUUUCCCUUCCUCCCCCACAACAAACACUCUGUGAGGUGAGUGGGGCUGAGAGACUUCAGAGAAGUGUGACUGGCCCAAGGUCACCCAGCAGCUGCAUGUGGAGGAGCGGAGACGUGAACCCGGUUCCCCAGAUUAGGAGUCCACCACUACACCACACUUACCCCUGACCUAAGGCAGAGGUAGCCACCAGUGGCUCUCCAAAAAAUAUAUGAAGCCCCAAAUGUAGCCUUUACUCAUACAGGACUUGCUCCAUCCCCUUGAUCUUUACGGUUGUUGUUUUCUGAACCGUUUCUCAACAAUACGCUUUUCAAGGUAUUCUCCCCCCCCCCCCAUCAAACUGAUGCCUUUCAUAUGUUUUGGACUACAGGUCCCAUCAGCCAGUGGGGUGGAGUUGUUAUUCACUUUCAGAAUUUGUUAAGGGCAGAAGGCAUCUCGCAAAGUUGCUGUGUGGACAGUAAUAUAACACUUGGGUGUAAAGCUCUCAGGGUUUAUGAAUGGUUUUGCAAUGGAAUAUUUAACCAGAGAAUGAAAUUAAUUUCCUUUAUAGAAGCAAAGGGGGUGGGGGGUGGAUACGGGGAAAAUAUCCUUCAUUAAUAAAAUCGGACUGGCAAGUAUUGCUCCUAAGCCUUCAAUCUGAGCAAAGUAUCAGGCAGCCUCAUUAUACUGGUAGUGUCAUUUUGAAAAUCUCUUCGAAUGUGGAUUUCUGCCAUGGUUUAAAGACCGAAAUUAAAUUUAUUCAGCCAGUCUGCCAGAGCAAGGUCAGUUUUUUCUCUCUUCCUCUGUGUGUGUGUUUUUAAAAUACUAUUCGGAUGUAAAUGUCACAUCCAUUUUGGAGGCCACUCAUAAUCUGGGCCAUAUACAUUAUGUAAGGUUUCCAUGGCAACAGUUUCUCUGAGGGGAAACCUAGCUGUCUGCAGUUUCCACAGAAACUGCUCCCUGCUGAGACAGGUGCCUCGGAGGGAAGGGAAGGGAAGUGGAAUGAGAAGGACCACGUGACCUCUGCAGCAUACAGGCGCUGUAGCAGAUGCAACGGUGCGCUUCCUCCCUCCUCCUCCUCCUCCUUCCUCACCUCUCUCCCUUGCAAGGAUCUUGGGUGGGGAGGUCUCCCGCCCCCUGCAUCCUGUAAUGCACAUCUCUUGAUCACAAGACCUUGGGCCUAUAUGGAGGUGGUCCUGAUUUGGAAAUGCCACUCGCCCCGCGGACACUGAAUCCGGGCACUUCAGCCUUUCAGGUCCAGCCUUUCCAGAGUCACUUUGCAUGGGAACAUUUCACUGGUAAAUGAAAACUCUCUCUCUCUUUUUUUUACUUCCUUUUCUUUAAAAAGCUGGAAAACAGAGGAAGGGGGUGGGGUGGGGAAGCCCGUUCUCCGGAUUAUUCUUUUGCUCAGCGAUCCUAGUUCCAUUUAAAUUAAUGGGCUAAGAAAUACGAGGUGCAUUUGUGUGUGUUUUUUGGCCCUGGUGAAUCCAGGGAGUUAAUCUGUCUUAAAAUAACAGGGCGUGAAAUAACGAUUCCAAGAGAUAUGACGAUGAUAACCCUUUCAUUAAAAAAAAAGCAUAGCACCGUUUUAUAGCUAUAGUUAAGAAGGAGGCGGGGAGGGUUAUACUGUGGCAUUCAUGGGAGUCUUAGUGCUGGCAUAACUGCAGAUUAACAUGCAGCCUGUUUCAUCUUCUGCUGUCACCUCUUUUCCUCUUUAUGGGGAAAACAGCCUGACAUGGUUAUUAAAUCUGGCAGCUGGGUUGUGCACGCAGAGCAUGUAAGAGAAUGAGUGGCUUUCAGAGAGCAGCCUCUGUUUUUCGCUGCUCCUGGGCUUGAGAGACGGUUCAAAAGGCUCUUUCUCUUCUUUGUAAUUACUAAUCGGUGGAUCACUGCACAAGUAUUCGCAAACAAUUGCAAAUGUAAGUAUUCUUGGCUUGGCUUGUUUGCUGCUUUCAGGUUGCCAAUUAAGGGUAGGGGUUUCGGGGGGGUUGGUUGGUUUUGUUUUUACUGCAGUGUUCUAGUUGAAAGAGCAACAAGAUGAAAGCCAAAGACCAAAUCGGGCAGGAAUGUUUCUUUGUAGGAAUGAAGUGACUUUACAUUGAAUGGUUAAAGGACGUGGGGAGAGAAAGAUUGGUGGCUAGGGAAGUACUGUUUUGCAGUUGCUAGUGACUGCAGGUUUUCUGUGAGAGGUAAAAUCAGAACCUUAAGCAUUUAUUUUUUCUACCAUGCUUGCUUUAAAGUGUUACAUCUAGAGAGAUGUAAGGAACUACUUAUUCCUCGAAACAAAGGUUUGUUUUUUUGUUAAUCUGGCAUACCUGGUUAAUUUUUUUAGAAAUACACCCAAACCUGUAGCUGAGAAAUUUUGCAGGUACUGUAUCUGUUUGGAAUAGCUGGAGCAGGGUGUGUUAAACCUGCUAAAAAGGAAAACAGCAAUACCAGCAAAAUGCUGAGAAACACCUUUCUUCUUCUUUUUUUAAAAAAUAGCCUUUUGUAAUGUAGAAAGAUGAUCUUUUAUUGCCUUUGAAGCAUAAAAUACUGAAAAUUUUUAAGCUUCAGGGUUUUCUCAGUGCUGAAGGUUUAGAUUUUUUUCCUGACAUUCUUUUCCCAUUCUUUAAAAUAUGCAUUUCAUACCUAAUCAAGUUAUUUCACUUUUUCCUUUUAAUAUAUAAGACUGCAGAAAUGUGGGCUUUGGGAAUAUAACUUUCCAACUCUCAUUCUGAUAUAAAUAAAACUUGCAUAAGAAAAAAAAGGUGCAACUGGUAUUAUGCAUACUCAAAUCAGAUAAUUGCAUGAGAAAUGCCUGCUGUUUCCAGUCUGUCUGAGUUGUCACGUCUCGUUUGUUUAUUUCCAGGAUGUGUUAUUUACUAGAGAUUCAGUCACGGUAUCCCAUUUCUAUCUAUGUAGCAAUUUUGUUACUGCAAUUCUUUCACAUGCUUGUUAUAGGAGGGAAGCGUGAAGAGACUAAAAGGCUGCUUAUGUCUCAAUUUGGGUGUUCCUUUAAAUGGCUUGGGAAAUGGUUUACAUGCUACCUUCCCAUCUCCUUUUUCCAAGUUGUAAUAAUCAUAGUUUUAUGUAACCUCAGAAAUAGACAAUUACUCUAUAGGCAACUGUGGUUACUGUUAACUUCCAAACCAUGGUUUGCAAACACACUUAAAACCAUGGGUUGGACUGCUUAGCACUAACUAUAGUUUACUGAAUCCUAAUGUCUUGGCAACCUGGUUUAUUACAAGUACAGAAAUGGAGAAGAGAAACUGCAUAGAAAAUGAGGGAUGGAUUCAAUGUUCUGUAUCACUGAAAUUGAGCCUGUUCUGCUGUUCCAGGCAAAAGCACACAUGCAUUCCCUGUUUUACUGCAGUGAAAUUGGAAUGCUGUGCAUUUGUUUCUGUGUAACCUGGAAAGCUGUGUUCUGUAUAAAAAUAUAGCUUGGCAACCCAACAAGCUAAAUGCAGUUUGGAAAUGCUCUGCUUUUUCCUUUUUCCUGAAAUAGCCACACCCUGUUUCACUAUCUGUGAAAAUGAUUUUAUUUGGUGACAACUGACGGGUUUCAGUUUCCCCCAGGGUGCUUUGUUAACAAACCAACUGCUGAGACAAGUGGUUUCAAGGGCAGUAUCCAUCGCAAAAAAAUAAAAUAAAAUGGAAUAUGAUGCCAUUGGGCACCAUGUGUGCAUGGUGAAGGAAGGAGAUUUCCCAGCUGGGAAAGGUGCCUGGUGGAAAAUGUCUAAUCCAGGAUCAGGCUGGAUUAAAGUCUCGCAUUUAGAAAUAUGACGGCAUUUUUUAAAUCAAAAGGAUUAUCAUUAAGCUAUAAUGAAUUUGACUUUAAUGUUGUUGCAUGGGGUGGUUUUGAAAAAUGGCUAAAAGUUGACAUUUAAGAUUCCAAAUACGUGAUGGCUUGUGCUGCCUUUUCAACUAUGCUUCAUAAAGAAAGGCAAUCUGCAUGGAAGCAAUGUUCUCUCUUAAGAAAAUCUGGUCCAUAAUUUGCGUAGCUCACUGACUUCCUUUGGUUACUUAAAUAUGUAAAAAUGGCACUUUGUGCAUGUCCAGAUGCAAUCUGUUGUUAGUUCACUAGUUCCAUUUAAGCAAAUGUCAGGCUCAGAGUCCUGGCUGCAAAUUGACCCUAAUAGGGUCCUUGGCUGCUCACUUGCUCUUUGUAGCCUGGGGAACCCCAUCCACAUUCCACCUUUGCCCAGCUAUGAUCAGCCAUCAUCAGGGGACAGGAUAGCUGUUCUCAUGCUGCUAAUCAGCCAUCUUUUUAACACAUUGUGGGAAGCUUUUGAUUCCAAUCCUGCCAAAAUCAGUGGGCAAUGGGGAAAGGUGGGUGUGGGUGGGAAGGUUGUGUGUGUGUGGGUGUCUGGGUGUGAGAGAGAGGUGUGAUGGCAGCACUCGUCACCACUAUUGGUGAUAUCCACAUGUCUGUGGCAUCCAAACACCCAUUCACUGCUGGAUAUGGUCCUCGAGUUCAAAAAGGUUGCCCAUCCCUGGCAAAAGCUUAGUGAAAAGUGCUACAAAAUCUGGGCUGUGAUUCUGUUUUAUUUAUUUUUUGCUGAAUGCAUGAAAUGAGAUGUCCUGUUUUUAAAAUGCUUCUCUGAGACAGGGCUUUGCUUUUUGUCUCAUGGAGUGAGCUGUUUGAUUCAGACGUCAUUGUCCAAAUGCUAUCAGUUAAGCUAAGGGUUGGCCAAGAACAUGAGGGGGAGGAGGAAACAGGCCCCCUCCAGUCAAGGUGUGCAACAGUGUCCAAGGGAACACAGUGUUGGGAACACAGGAAGUGAUCAUCUACUGAGUUGGACGUUUGGUACAGCUACGUCAGUAUUGUCAUCACUGACUGGCAGUGAUUCUCCAGGGGUUCAAGUGUGAGUCUUUUACAUCUCUACCUGGAGACACCAGAAAUUGAACUGGGGACAUUUUGCACGGGAUAAAACCCUCUCUGCCACCUGCUGCUACCAGUCAGUCUUGAGGAUACUGUGCUAGUUGAACCAAUGUUCAUCCUACGUUUACCUGAGACAGCAAAUCCCAUAAGCACCUCCCUGUCCCAUCCUGGCAGUCAGUACAGUAAUAAAUAAUACAGUAAUAAUUUGUUGCACUUUCAUGAUACCCAAAAUCUGAUUGUUUGCUGCACUUUCACUAUACUCCUUGGUAUGUUCCAUUAUGCACAUAGAUUCAUAGAAUUGUUGAAUUGGAAGGGACCAUUUGGGUCAUCUAGUCCAACCCCCUGCAAUUCAGGAAUAUUUCACCCACUCGAACUCAUGACCCAAAGAUGCUCUACUGACUGAGCUGUGUUCUGGUUGUUGUUUUUUAAUAUCACAGUAGUGGUGGUCUGUAGACCAGUGCAAAAGGGCUGGGAGUAUCUGUUCCUCUGCAAUUGAACCAGCUUGAAACAAAACAAAAAAACCCAAACAGUUAUAUUUCACAGAAGAUUAUACUGAGAAGUAGGAAUGAAAAAUGCUAUGUCAGAAUGAAUUGUGAAAACUGGAAAGCCCUAGGUGGCCAUGGAUUUCAGACAAUACUUCAGCCUACAGAUAAAAUUUAAAUUAGUAAUCAGUUACUGUCCAGGCACUAGGUAAUUAGUAUGCAAAAGCUAACCAGUGAUGCUUAAAACUGGUUAAGGACUUAAAUGAAACAAUGCCCAAUAUGGAUUCACAUGGACAGAUUCCUUCUGUAACAUAUUCUUGAACUGCAAGCAAAUUUCUGCCUUUGGGUACAGAAAAUGGUUUCUUCUAAAGCAAAAUUUGCCGUCUUAUACUUUCCAGCUCAUCCUAUUUAUUUGCUGAGGUGGGCAAUGUCAUUUAGUAAAUAACCGCUGUUGCAGUUUGAAGAUAGAUUUUUAAAAAUAUGCUUUAAAGUCUAUUAAUAAAAGUCAAGAUGAUCAAAAGGCCAUUUUAAAGCAGCAGGGUAAGGCAUGUAACAUAGCUUCCUUGUGUAAGGCCAGCUGUGAACACCACUACAUGGGCUUUAUCAGCCAUGAAACACAGUACUUAGGAAUCAAUAAGUAUUGAUGAGAAAAGAAGCAAUUAUUUACAGCGUAAUUACAGAGAUGCUGGUGGUAGUUCCGUUUAGUGCUGACCUUGACAUUUUGGGCAUGGAGGAAAAUAAAUAAUUGCCUCUAAUUCAGGGGUGGCCAACUCCCAAGAGACUGCAAUCUAUUCACAGAGUUAAAAACUGGCAGUGAUCUACCCCUUUUUGGGGGUUCGGGUAAAAGUUGUUGAGCUUCUUUUUUUUAGGAAGGAGGUAAAAUGUUGGACAUGAAAAUGUGAACAGAAAGAAAUUGCAUUGCAUCAAUGUUUUAAAUAAAAUUGAACAUUUACCCCCCCUUUCUUCACCAAGUACAGCUAUUCUUGUGGUGUUUGACCUAAGUAUGGUAUCUUUUGUUCACUCUGUAUAUUGUGCAAAUUGCACUGCCAUUCAAGUCUGCUAUUGGGGUUGAUGAUGGCUGCGUUCAAGCAGCACUUUAUUCCUUUUUCACAAUGUUUCUUUAUGUGAUAAUUUCCACGUUUAACAUGCUCUUUCACAUAACACAAACGCCACUUCUGGGAAACUGGCAGAAUCUAUCUGAAGUUUAGCACUAAUUUCUGUGUUAUUUGCUUGCGGAAAAUUGCAAGAGUUUUGCAUUGUAAUUUCACCUAACAAAAUUUUGGGUGUACGUGGAAUACAUGUCUUCCCUGCCAUUUUAAAAUUUAGCGCAAUGUGGUGGCAUGUCGAUCAAAAGCCACAGUUCCAUAAUACAACAGAUAAUGCAGUGUAAAAGGAACAUAGAACUGUUUGCAUUAUAAUCAGGAAGAAAAAUGCAAUAACCCCAUGUCUCAAUGCACCCUAGGCGAGCACCCUUGAGGCAAACAGGAAUGCACAGUUUUUCUUUGUUUUACGCUUUGUUUACUUCAUAACAUCCCCAAAGGGCCUAAACCUGUUUUCAAAAACUCUCACACUGUUUAAGCCUCUGGAAUAGGGAUUAGAAGAAAAAUCAUAGCUCAGUAGUAGGGUAUCUGUUGUGCAUGGUGGUAGGUCCCAUGUUGACUCUCCAGGUAGGGCUGGGAGAAAACCUCAGAGAGCUGCUGCCGUUCAGUGCAGACAGUACUGGGCUAGAUGGACCAUUGGCUUGAGUUAGCAUAAGGCAGCUUCCUAUGUUCCUAACAGGGAUGGGGACCUUUAGGCCUUCCAGAUGGUUUGGAUCUCAGUCCCCAUCAUCGUUGAUCAUUCAACAUACUGGUACUCCAAAAUGUAUUGAGGGCCCCUGUUUGGGGAAGGCUGAGGUUAGUCCUUCCUCUCCCACAGCCCCAAUUCCAAUUGGCUGUAUUAUGAGAAGAAUUGAUGUGGGGUGAGCCAGCUACUGGUGUCCCAUGUAACAUAGUUUGGUGACCUGCUCAACUGAGCUAGAGUUUCCUAACACUCUGCACCUGAGAAAAUUGGCCUGGCAAGUUAGGUUCUAAUGUGGAUCUUCAUUCUUCCUCCCAGGUUUCAUUUCUAGAGCAGCUUCCGCUACCUGAUCUGCUAUGCUGAUGAUGGGAGAGAGCAUAUCUCGAAAAGGAGGCCAUGGCUCAGUUCUUACAUAGCAACAAGCCAUGUUUAAUAGCUCUUUGGGUUUGAAUAACAUGCUACUGCGCACUGUCUGAUCAUUCCUGCUUUGAUCCCUUCUCCUCUCAACCCCGGACCAGCACAAACCUUGAAGACUUGGUUUGUUUGUUUUUUUGUCUGAAUCUGAAAUUGUGGUUUUUUCCUUCUGAAGUUCAGCAAGUCAUGAUUUGUUCUUGGCUUGGCCAGCAGAUAUCCAUUCUGUUUGCCUCCAAAAACCUCUGUAAUUCAGCUGUGCAAGUCAUCAAACUAGAUUUUUAUGUGGGACAUUCCUACUUAGAUCAUCCUGGUUCUCCUAAAGCCAUGGAGAGGGGCCUGAUUUGGAUAGGAAGGAGAGUUUAACCCUUUGCAACUUCUAAAGUUUGAGUCUCUUUCCCUAUGUGCUUUCCUGCCCACAGCUAAUAUCAGCUGUUUAUGGAUGAUGGAGGAGGAGGAGGAGGAGAGGCCUUCUCUCUUCUCUCUUACCCACCACCAGCUGCUUUAGGAGAAGGAAAUGACAUGGGAAGAUCCAAUCAUAGUGUAGUGGUUAAGGUGUUGGACUAGGACCUCCUGGGAGAGACCAGGGUUCAAAUCCCCACUCAACGAUGAAGCUCAUUGGGUCACCAUAUUUCAGACUGACCUACCUCACAGUAUUUUUGUGAGGAUAAUACGGAGAGGGAGGGAGAGCUAUAUACACUAUUUUUAUCUCUUCGAAAGAAAGGUGGGAUGUAAAAUGGGAAAAACCCCAAGCAUAAUUUUUGAAACAGCCCCUAGUUAUUUCAGUUUAUUUGCGUUUUCAAGGGAGCAUUUGAAGCGUGUUUUCCAUUUUUGUUACCGUGUGUGCAAAGCAUAUAUGCAAACACAUUCUGGUGUUGUUGGCUUGCCUGCUUCCACCAAACAAACACUGCAGUAAUAAAAUCUCAGCUGAGGAGAAAUUGAUAAAGAGCACAAACGGCACGUGGAUGGUACCAGAAACUCCAGAUGACAUUUUGCAAAAUAUUUGCUGAAAGGUUUUAUUGUUGUGGUUAACAAUUGCUGGUCCUUAGACACGCCAAGCAAUGAUACACAGUGGAGUCUCUCUUUUCCCACACUUGGUGUGUCCAGUCUUUUCCAUGGACACCAUUUGUUUUCAAUCAAUUUAGCAAUUAUAAUCAAGCAGAACACCCACCAGCAGACAGAAUGAAAUGCAGAAUAAUAGCUCUGCCUCUGUGUUGGGCAUAACAGCCUUUCUGUAGGGAGUGGGGGGCGGGGGAGAGACAUAAAAUCUGACAAAAGUUUGAGUCUUGGGGAUAAGAUGUAGCACAUUUGCAGUAUAGUAUACAGGGAAACUCGAAUUGCUUAUGUAGUUAAACCUGUUGAAUUAGAAGCCUGCCUGGAGCAUCAGGCUCCUAUCAGCACUGGGAAUUUAUGGGAAUUGGGUUGAGUGAUGAAAGGACAUCUGAUGUGCACAAACCAUACAGCCCAGCUAUAGAGCAGCUACUGAAAUGUUUGAGUGCCGCCAACUGAUUGCACCAAAUCACUUUCAGAAACUCUGGUUUUUACCUUGCUAGCUCAGAGAUGUAGAACCUCAGACCCAGGGACCAAAUGUGGCCCUCCAGACUUCUCUGUCAGGUCCCCAAAACACUCACCAGGCCAAACACCCUUUAAUGGGUCCACGCCCCAUUUUUGCAUGACUGGAAUGCAUCCUUGAAAUCUGAUAGUUUCUCCUGAUUGUCUGGAUGAAGGAUAGAAAGGGGCAGAUGUAGAAACUCACCUGCUGUACAAAGGUAGAUUUUAUGUUUGUUGCUCCACUGCCUGUUGCCUCUGCCCACCCACCACUGAUAUGUAUUUUCCACAGAAAAUAUCCCACUUCAUAUCUUUACUGGCAACAGUGAAUAGAUGCAUGUUACAAAUACAGUGUUAGGCAAGCUUGGCAGUUCCAAAGUUUUUAUCUUUAUUAACUACAAGUAAAAUAAGCAUGCAAGAUAAGAUCGCUCUCUAGGGCAUAAAAAAAAUUCUAUUUUUUUUCCUAAUGCAAAUUACUCUCUGCAAAUUACUCCAAUUUGCACUGGAGAAUUUCCCAGAAAACCCACGUUACUGACGCAAUUUUAGAAUAAUGGCAAAUAUUUGCCAAAUGCAAAUAUCUGUGCACCUCUUCUUUCCCAGUUAAGCUCUGAAUAUAUACUGGUAGCCGCUGCUUAAACAUUAUAAACACUUCAAAGGAACAUGUUUCUAAAUUAAACAUGUGAAAGAUCUCUUCCCUUCUCCCCUAAUAGUUGGUGGUGUUUGGCUGAUCAUUGAUAAUACUUUUGAUUUAUAAUUUGAUAGGCAUGUUUCAAGAAUAUGAGAAGUGCAUAUAAGUAUGAGAAAGUUAGCCUAGGAAAAGGAAAGGCUUCUUUUAAAUUUUAGUAUUGAUAUUCUGGAUGAAGAAAUAGAUCUUGUUUGUCAGCCCCCAAGAGCUUGUAUUACUAGUGAUCUCUGUUAAUAGCAUGACAGCACCAGCAAAGCCCCUUUAACAUUCAGAACAAGGUCUUUCAUAGGAUUUUGACCCAAUUAUUGUUUGUUAGAUCUGAAGGCCACCUUUUCCAAACAGUUGUUCCAUAUAGCAGUAUGGUAUUUUUAUAGUUCAUCAUCAGUCCAGGAUUUCUGUGGUGCUACAUUAGAGGUCGGCAGCCUAAGGCCCAUGGGCCGGUUCCAGCCCAUGAGCUUCCUGGAACCGGCCCACGGCCAUUCUGUGGAUUGGCGUGGGGAUGCCCUGCUUUUUUUUCCCUCGCCGCAGGGACCGACUUCCGGGUUGGAAGAGCGCCAGAAAUAGCGUGUGUGCACGGGCGCUCCUCCGUCCCGGAAGUGUGCCGGAAAUAGCGUGUGCAUAUGUGUAUGGGAGCUCCUCAUGGAAGAGCGCCGAAAAUAGCUUGAGUGCACGCAUGGGCACACAUAGGUGCACAUGCUCUGGCCUACCGAGAGGUCUGCCAGGCAGUGGACUGGCCUGGCCUCAAAAAACGUUGUUAACCCCUGUGCUACAUGGUAGUUUAAGAAUGAUUGUAGCAUUUCCUGCAUAGUGACACUGAACUUUCUUGGAAGUAGGUACCAUUAUGUUCAAUGUGACUUACCUACAUGAGUAAGUGUGCAGUCUAAAGCAGUGUUUCCCAACUGGGGACCAUAUGGCCUCCCCCGCCCCGCCCCCCCAGCACAGCCAUAGAUAUUCCCACACCCAUGUUUCUGCCAUUGAAUAAUACAGUGGUACCUCGGGUUAAGAACUUAAUUAGUUCCGGAGGUCCGUUCUUAACCUGAAACUGUUCGUAAUCUGAAGCACCACUUUAGCUAAUGGGGCCACCUGCUGCCGCCGCGCUGCCACUGCACAAUUUCUGUUCUCAUCCUGAAGCAAAUUCUUAACCUGAGGUACUAUUUCUGGGUAACCUGAAGCAUCUGUAACCCGAGGUACCAUUGUACUUUCACUUAGACUAAUGCCAUCAUCUUCUUAAUACCUUAUAAGUCAAAGGCAAUACUGUAGUUUACUAGUUUGCAUUGCAGUAAAGCUUCAGGUUAAACCAUUGUAUGCAGUAUUAAUGUAGUAGCAGACCUGAUGCUAGCAACUGGGCAACUGACCAAGUAUCCACUCAAUCCUGGCAAGGGGUCCAGAUUCCUAUAAUCCUCCUCCUCCUGCUGCUGCUGUUCUGUAGCAGACUAGUAUUGAAGAUGUAUAGUUCUGUAUGAACAGAAAGACUAGAGGACAGCAUGUGGAGAAUCUGGAAAUUAAAGAAUACUCAUUUCGAUGAUCUAAAAACUUGAUUGGACAAAAUAUUUCAGCGUAACAGCAACUGUUAUAUCCUUAGCAGUUUUAUCACAAAGAAAUAUGAGUAAACAGUAUCUACAGCAAAAUAUUGGCUCUUAAUGGCCCUUGAAGUUACAUGCAUGGACAACCCUAUGGAUUGUCGUGGCUUUCAUAAUCAAAUGUAUGCUGUGUCCUUUGUAAAUGGUAUAGAAAUUAGUAUUAGCAUUAUUUAAAAUGCUCUGCAAAAAUACAGGAACCACAUGCCAAGGAAAACAGUAGCUCCUGAAGUUUCCGCUUGCCUUGUGGUAUAGGGAUCCUUGCCAGAAAUCAAGAUGGCAUACUUGCUUCGUUAAGGCAUUCUGACCAGGAAAAUAUUAUUAGGACCAUGUCCAUUAAAAUAAUAUGCAUCACUUCAGUGUUCAAAUUGCUUCACAUGCAUACUACAACAGUCCUGAGAGGCAGGUCAGGAAUAUGACUUCCAUAUAGCUUAAGGCCACCUUGUGAAUUUGUGAUACGACAUUAAAUCUGAACCUGCAGCCCCCUGGAUCACAGUUCAUUCUUAUCCACUUCACUGAAAGCAGCUGUGUAGAAGGCUCCUAUACAGAUUUCAAGGCUGGUUCUCUACUUGCUCCUUGCCCUCAGCUCUCGCCAUGUAUUUAAGACACUUAUUUUCACCCCUUUUCACAAGGACCUCAGCCUGGUAUAGAAUCACAGAUGCGGGUGGCACUGUGGUCUAAACCACUGAACCUCUUGGGCUUGCCUAUCAGAAGGUUGGUGGUUUGAAUCCCUACGACGGAGUGAGCUCCCAUUGCUCUGUCUCAGCUCCUGCCAACUUAGCAGUUCAAAAGCACACCAGUGCGAGUAGAUAAGUAGGUACCGCUGUGGUGGGAAGGUAAACAACGUUUCUGUGCGCUCUGGUUUCCUUCACAGUGUUCUGUUGCGCCAGAAGCGGUUUAGUCAUGCUGGCCACAUGACUCGGAAAGCUGUCUGUGUACAAACACCAGCUCCCUCGGCCUGAAAGCGAGAUGAGUGCUGCCACCUCAUAGUUGCCUUUGACUGGACUUAGCUGUCCAGGGGUCCUUUACCUUUACCUUUUUAUAGAAUCACAGAACUGUAGAGUCGGAAGGGGCCACAUCUAGUCUAACCCCCUGCAGUGCAGAAAUCAGUCACCCAAAGUGGAGCUCAAACCCACAACCCUGAGAUUAAGGGUCCAUUUUCACCCCCUUUUUAUUCCCACAACAGCCCUUUGAGGUAGGCUAAGCUGGUGUGCCUGGCGUGCUCUGGUCCAUGGAGUCACAAAGAGUCGGACACGACUAAACGACUAAACAACAACAACAGGCUGAGAAAUAAUGACAAGCUGAAAGGUUAUGACUUUUGUAGAGAAAUGAACCCAAGAUCGUCUUGGUGGUCCUAUAUCAUGCUGCUUUUAGUGCAAGAUAAAUUUAUCCAAAAUUUUGCUCUGUGUGUGUGUGUGUGUUUAUUUAACAUAAAAGCAGGACCAAACAAAACAAUAUGUGGUGGCUUGUGAGCUUUUGGCACACACAGCAAAUGUGCUUUUUCCUGGAGUGCCUUAUUGAUACAUAUUUCCCCCUGGUCUAAGCAUUCCUUCCCCCCUGCCCUGUUCAGCUGUGAGCACUCCCAGCACAGUUAGUUUUUCCUUGUCAGCUUUUCUCACUGCUCCACUCUCCUCUUUAAGAAUGAAACACAAUAUCUUAACCAAACAGAUACCGAAGAGGCUCAUCAUUGGCUGGCACUGUCCCCCGAUAGCACGGGUCCCGCCUCUUUGGUUGUGCUGACAAGCUGUUUAUGUUUUUGCAAGGCCGCCCUUUAACUCAGCCUCCUGGUGGUUAUAAUGGGACCAAUUGUCUGAAUGCUGCAGGGAGCAGGCUCCUCUCUUCGAAAGAGGCUGAAUUUCAGUGCCUGGAAGGACAUAAUGGAACGCCUGUAAGUAAGCUCCUAACUGUCCCACCUUUUAGAGGAAAUAUAUAUAUAUAUAUCCUAGGAUUACAGAAAAUCCUUAUUUAGUACAGUUCUUGUGUUUAUGAUUCAAAAAAGUAGUGUGUGUGUGUGUGUGUGUGUGUGUGUGUAUUUGGGAAGGAAGGUUGAAUCUUUUGAACAGCAGCUACUUUGUAUUCAGCGACAUGCUUCUGAGGACUCCUCUAUUCAUACCUCGAAUGAGAGUGAGAUCAUCCUGGGGAGGAACAGAAACAGAUGGAACAACUUGCGGGAUAAGGUUAACCAGACAAACUUGUUGAAGAAGAUCUUUUAAGACAUUUUUUUAAGAAGCAUAACUGUGACUUGAUACUCCUCUAAGUGCUUCUUAUUAAAACAUAUAUUAAGCUGCAGAAAUUCAUCUGAAAGAAGACAAGAUGCGAGGUGGGGGGUGGGAUAUUGAACACCCUUCUUUGCAAACAAUGUUUUUAGAAAGAGGCAUGCUGUAGGGUAGAAUACAAUGCUUCAGAAAAGUGCUGUUGGUUCUCCAAGAUGUAUUUCUAGGAAUAAAUAGGUUGUGCUCUGCGGUGUCUGAAUAACUGGUCUGUCUAUUCAGCUGAAGCAUUUUCAGGCUCACAGAAUGGAAGAACGAAUUAAACACCCCAGCCUCCAUGGACAAGUUAUGGAACAAAUUUUAGCCUCUAGAUAAAAUGGUAGAAUUAAUAGAAAACUUUAAAUAAGUUAUUGUAUAGGCAUGAAGUACUUCUAAAGAGGAUCCUCAAAACCCAAUGAUGGAAUGGUAAACUUCACUAUAUUACCACCAGUAUCAGUUGUGGGAGCUGAUUUUAGCACAGUGUCACUCAAUUCCUGAAUCAUAAAGACCCCGUUUUCUAAAUAGAGAAGAUAAAGAGAUAGCAGGUAAACAACGUCUCCUAGGCUGCAAGGGAUGUAAUUAACUUUUAUAACUUCAACAACUGAUAUCUUGCCUUGCCUUUCGUUUAAUUGCAAAAUUCCUCCCAACAGUCUCUUCUAAUAAGGAGUAAAUUUCCUGAGGGAGUUUGCUUUGGUUAAAAGAACUACCCAAACUUCAUAAAGCGAUCAGACAUGCAAAAUAUCAGGUGAAGCCACCAAGAAAGCAGACUCUUUUUGUUCUGGCAGUUCCCUGCGCUUUUAACAGCUGCUUUACAGGCUAACAUUUAAUAGCUGCAGCUUUCCAAGUGAUGAGUGAAACAUCACCUGUUGAAUUUCCAUCAGCCACCGAAGGUGUUAGAAUAACAAUAGUCUUGCUAGGAAAAGAAACGGAAGAGCUCUCCAGAGAAAUCUUUGCAUUUCAAUUUCAUAAUAUCCUUGCAUUUCAAUUUCAUAAUAUUUUAUGUAGUAUCUAAUAUGUCAGAUGAUACUUAGAAAGAGAAAGUCCUUAUUGAAAACACACUACAGUGGUACCUCGGGUUACAGAUGCUUCAGGUUACAGACGCUUCAGGUAACAGACUCCGCUAACCCAGAAAUAGUACCUCGGGUUAAGAACUUUGCUUCAGGAUGAGAACAGAAAUUGUACUCCAGCGGUGCGGCGGAAGCAGAAUGCCCCAUUAGCUAAACUGGUGCUUCAGGCUAAGAACAGUUUCAGGUUAAGAACAGACCUCCGGAACAAAUUAAGCACUUAACCUGAGGUACCACUAUAAUAACUUUUGCUUAUGUUUUGAGAUAUCUCCCAAAAGAAGGCUCUGGGUGUAACUUACUUAUGUAUGGUAAUAUUAGUCCAAUAUUUGUUGGAAUAUUUUGGAAUAGCUGUUGGAAUAUUUAAUACAUGUUACAAUAUUUUUCCUCCAAAAAACAUAUUACCAUAAGUUACAUAUAUUUCCCAGGUUGCUUUCCCUCUGGAGCCAGAAUGGGCGUUCUGCAGCCCUCCAGAUGUUGCUGGACUCGAUUCUCAUUAUGCUUGACCACCGUAGGCUGAUGGGAGCUGGGGUCCAACAACAGCUGUAGAGCCACAUGUUUCUGACCCUAAUCUAGUCCUGCUGUCUUUGCCAGUUGAACCGGAGCUUUCUCUGUCUCUGCCAUCUGUAACUGCGGCAGCUACUACAACAUAUAUUUAAACAUUUAUACUGACAAGAAUGGAGACAGACCUAGGGAAAGAGAAUCUGAUAAGGAUCGUUUCAAAAUUCAUUGGCAGCAGUCCUAUUUGUUAGCACACCAGCAAAUAAACCUGUACACUUUUCUGUUCUUAAAUAAAUGAACAUCCUUUUUUAGUAUCUUUUAGCCUGGAAUGUCAACAUUGUUAAUAGAAAGUGGCUAUCACAAUUUAGUGGGACGUGGAUGGCACUGUGGGUUAAACCACAGAGCCUAGGACUUGCUGAUCAGAAGGUCGGCGGUUCGAAUCCCUGCAACGGGGUGAGCUCCCGUUGCUCGGUCCCUGCUCCUGCCAACCUAGCAGUUCGAAAGCACAUCAAAGCGCAAGUAGAUAAAUAGGUACUGCUCUGGCGGGAAGGUAAACGGCUUUUCCGUGUGCUGCUCUGGUUCUCCAGAAGCGGCUUAGUCAUGCUGGCCAUAUGACCCGGAAGCUGUAUGCCGGCUCCUUCGGCCAAUAAAGUGAGAUGAGAGCCGCAACCCCAGAGUCGGCCACAACUGGACCUAAUGGUCAGGGGUCCCUUUACCUUUACUAUCACAAUUUAGUACAUGUGGGAAAUGCAAAAAUGGGUCUACAUAUCACCUGGGAAAUUUGCCUAAAGCACACCUCUCUCUCUCUGCUAAUCUGAUAGAAAGCCCUAAAGCAGGGGUAGGCAAUGUGAUGCCUUCUAGAUGUUUUGGACAACAGUUCCCACCUUUGCUGACUUUUGGCCACAAGGGCAGAGGCUGACGGGAGUUGGGGUCCAAAGUAUCUGAAGGGCACCGAGGCACCCCUGUCCUGAAGCUUUGGAGGAAAAUGUCAACUUUUCCAUCUCCUGCAAUUCUCUGUGUCACCUCUGCAGCACUGGCACCAAAGUGUUGUCUACUUUUCUGGGUUCCCAGUGUCAGUGUGAGGGUGUGCUGGGUGGAAAAUACUUUCCUUAGUCAAAAGGAGUUCCCUUCUAAAGAUGUUCUCUGCAGUGUCUUUCAGGAGUAGGUCAGCCAAGUGGAUUUGCCCCUUAAUGCUGCUUUCACUGUUAUCUUGAUUACAAUCCUUUUGGCCUGUGGAGACAUGUGUGGUUUUAACUAUGGAAAGGUGGCAUACUAAUAAAAUGAUGAUGAUGACGAGUUGGGAUGAAAAUCCUUCCUAUAUUAGCCACCGAAGCUGCUGCAUCAUGCCCAGAUGGAGGUCAGAAAAGCAAGCCCAUUUCCUUUAUAUCCUUUUACUGAAGUUAUGGCUGCUUUCAGCAAGCUUUUGUUGUACAUACAGUAAUCAGAAACUGCUAGUGGCUCAUAUAACCACACACACACACACACACACACACACACACACAUUUCAUUUCAUUUCAUUUCAUUUCAUUUCAUUCCUUAAAAUAGGAUGUACUAAGAGUGAUCCUCUGAUCCAACCUAACAUCUGUAGUUUGACAUCUUCCAGGUAUCCAAACAGAACUCUGGAUGGCCUUAUAUAUGUGAACGACCUAUAACCCGGCUUCUAAAUUAUCGCUACCCUGUCAAGGAUGAGUUGGCAGCCCAGGGAGGAAUGCCUUUAUCCUUACCCUUCCUUCCUCUUUAUAUCUUCUCCUGUCCUUUUCUCUGCUCCUUGGUGAUAUUUAGGAUUGGCAAGAGAGAUUUUCUUUCACUAGAAUAAUCUGCAGUUGUGUGAGCUAUAUUUAGAAUAGUGUUCAAGGCAUAAAAGAGUAUAGCUUAAAAAUAAUUUUAAAAAACUUGAUUAUGUCUGGGCACAUAGUUAAGAACGUGCCUACCCAGUCUUCAUUGACUAUCAACUGAUGAUGUGUGAUAAGACUCUCAUAAAUCAGACACCAUAUUGGAGGGCAUCCAUAUUGCCUCAUAAUAUCUUGAAGACAGUACUUUUCAAUGAAAGCACUUCCUGUGUUGAGACAAUGAAGCUGCAAUUCUGUACCCAGGUUCUUAGGUGGAAGACUCAUAGAACUAAAUGGCUUACUUUUGAGUAAAUGUCUAGUGGAUGGUGCUGUAAGAGUAAUGGUGUGAUGGGGUGCUGUUUAUGUGCAUGUGUGAAUUGGGCUCUUCAGAUGAAAAAUAGGAAAGCAUGGCAAAUAACAAGGAUAACUCUUAUGACUCCUGGUAUGAGUAUAUAAAGUUAGGAAAAGCUAAUCCUGGGCUCAUUCAGAACCGCACUGAGGGUGUGUGCAAGGAAUAAACUGAGAUUGCAAAGCCAUUGUUUGCUUCCAGUUUCACUACUGCACUCAGAUGACAGAUAAUGCGCUAAUUUGGUGCUGUAGAGUUAAAUCGGGAGGGGUUGGAAUGCAAACUAAUCUGAUGGGCUUUGAGCUACAGUUGCUGAUUUGAGCCGGGCCACCUGUGUUUAUUCUGCCAGUCCAUGAUCUGCGGUUUGGACUAGCAGAUGGCAGCACAAAGAUCUGCACGAAGCCCCUGUCUGGUUAGAAAGUGGACAUGCUUCACUUUCUGUGUGUGUGUGUCUUGUUUGGUCGCUUUCUACACAUCUGCAUGCAAAUCUCCACGUAGAAACUGACUGAACUGUGUCAAAAUUCUGUACAAUUAUGUUGGGUCUGCAUGUGCCAGGCCAGCUGGAAGGAAUAAUAUUGUGACAGGGCUGCCUGUGACAGUCCUAACGCCCCACCUGGGUCAGCUGGUGUCAUUGCAGUGAAUUGUAUGAUCUGCAGCUAAGGGGAUGUGGUGUUUGCAAGCUUCACUCUCUCCUCUGUGAUUACAUCAGACUAUGAAUCAGGUCAGCUGGAGCCGGGCUGGAGGGUGUGCGGGAUUUAGCUUUCUGAGUAAGCUUCUGUCAUCCUGGCAUUUUGACCAGUUUGAAACGUGGUGUGUAGGCCAUGCACUUGAUCCCUCUCAGCAUGAAUUUCAUUUGUUCUUCCAGUUCCCUCCUGCCCCUCCCCAAGCAUGGUUUGCCAGGCAUAGAGACUUGCAUACUGAUACAAAACUGGAGACAGGCUGUGAAUCUGUAUUGGGUCUGGUUGUAGGAAUAUAUUCAUUGGCACUGGUGAGAUCUAAUGCUGCUUUCAAGGUGCACUGCUGAAAUUCUAAGAUAUAUUUCCCUGGCAGUCAGCUAAACAUGCAGUCUUCUUUCGAAACAAUGUGGUUUUCUUUUUAAAGAAAUGCAGGUUUGAAACGGACAUGUACUUAAACUUGUGAAAUUCUACUGACAACCGGAUAGAAUGUGCCUUUGUGUUCCUGAUAGUUCACGAAGAACUGGUGUGUGAAUGGUCUGGAUGCUUAACGCAAUAAAUUCUACCGCUAGAAGAACUCUGAGUAAAUAAAUUUUACCCAUAUUGUUUGCUUUUUCUCCUUUUCCAUUUUCACUACAUCACUGGUGCACGUCGAAAGUGGUGGCAGCCUUUUAAUUUGUAGAAUUUUGAGAUAAUGUCGCAACAUUCCGUAUAUCCACCAUGGAAUAGUGGAGCAAUGGUAUUUGGAAGGAAGUUCUUACUGGGUUUUUUUUUUUACUGGUUAAGUUUUACUACAACUCCUUGCAUUAAUUUUCAUUACGAAGCUUCUGUUGAAGUGUUAGAAAUCUCAGCAGAAUUGUGUUCUUAACAGCAAUUCUGCUGUGUUGAUGCAGAAGUGUGAAAGAUGAGAGAUGGAGGGAGGGAGAGGGAGGGAGGGAGGGAGGGAGCACAGUGCCCCUCCCCCCAAGUUUGUUUUGAGAGGAGAGGGUGUUGGCCGUGUGUGAGGUCAACAGCUGGCAUUUUGAUAGCUUUUUGCCUUCAGAACAUCUAUUUUAGAAUUUCAGUCAUUGCAGCUUGAGAGAACAGAAUACCAGCUUGACAAUUACAAAAAGGAAAAAGGACUUUUGCCCAGUUCUGUAUGUCAGGAGUUGUCUGGCUGCCGGAAGAGAUUGUGGGAUGCUCUGUAAGCUGGAAGAGCCAUGAGAAAGAAAACAAAUAUUUCCUGAUUUAUUUUUAUUUUUAUUUUUAAAAAUCCUGGCUCAAUGCCAGGCUUCUUGCUUGUGAAAUGUGGAAAAGUGUCCUUAUUAAAAGAGAAUGUACUCAGAUUUUCCAGGAGAAAAAACAUUAUUGCUUUUAAACAACUCUUUUAAAGUUUGUUCAUCAUUUCUUGUUUCCUGUUGUGCGUGUUUUUAAACCAAACCCAAGCGUGGUAACCCCCCUUCUAUUUCUUUUGGUGGAAAGAAGAUGUUCAACAGAUAAGGUAAGUCAGCAAACUGGAAGUGCAAGGUUUUUUAUUUUUAUUUUUUUAAAAAAUGUUUAUUGCAUUUUAAAUGUUAGGAAAUGGUUCCUUGUCUGCUGAGUGUGGAAGUAGUGACUUUAUUUAAAGGUGUUUGAUCUGCUUUUGUCUUUGUACAGUUAUUCAAUAACACCUUAUUACUUAGGCUAGGUGUUUGGAUCUCAAAUGAUAAGCACAUAAUAGGAUUAUAGGCAUACAUGAUGGAAAUAACAGAGAGGUGGGGAAAGAAGGUUUUGGUGUUCUCAUGUGUUUGGAUCAGAGGUUUUUUUAAAAAAAAUCUGUGAUCACAUUACAUAGUCUUAAUGACAUUUGUAAAUUAAUUGCUUGUGUUAACCUUAUUGUACAGGCGGUAAUAUUAUUGCAGAUGGCAACUGGAAACUGUUGGCAUUCGCUGAAUGUUGACAAUACUUGAAUCAGGGGAAGUCAGUGGGUGAGAAUCCCCAAGUUUCUGAUAUUCACAGUUAACAGUUAAUAUAAUUUGUAAUGUACUAGGGACCUGUGAGGGUUUUUUUAAAAAACAACAACUGUGCAGUUUUUUUGUUUAGCCAAAAUGUAACCUUAUAAGCAACUUACAAAGACUAGGCCUUUAGAAAACUUAGGCUCAUUUGAGAUUGCAGUGGGGGGUGGAGCUGUCUUAUCCGGCCAGAUGUAAAGGUUAAGCGAUUGUUAUGACGAGUGUCAUUAUUGCUUGCUAUAAAGAAUGUGUGAAACUACUGUGGUGCAUUGCUAUGCAAUUGCUUAUCACAGGAAUGCUUCCUUUUAUCAAGCCAAAUAAUUACCCAUCCUUGGGAGCCAAACUAGGAGGUGGAUAUGCUUAUCACAGUCUGCUUCUCCUGUUUACACAACUUUGGAAAUCACUUUUGGUUUCUUACUUUCAGUGCACACAAUGAAAGCCCAAGUUACUAGAAGAGAAUGAAACAUGGGGUGGGGUUGGAUGGUUUCAGGAAGGUCUAUUUAUGUACAUUUAAUAGGGAGUGAGGCCUAGUCCAGAUACUGUUUUCAGCUGUAUCAUGGCUGCUUCUCCCAGAGGCGUAGCAAGGUCAGGUGGUACCCAGUGUGAAUUUUUUUUUUUGUGUCCCCCCAAUUGCAAUUUUUGGGCUUUUUAAAGGGAGGGUGUCCCAAAGCUGUUGACCUUUUUUUAGGGAGCGUUGGUCGCGAAACAGAUAUGCCCGCAGAUUGCACAAAUCUGACCAACGAUCACAUAAAACCGUGUCAGUGCCACCAGCCAUGGGUACAAGCACUGACCGCUGGGGAUGCCAGUGACGCCCACCGAUUGCAAAAAUCCGACCACUGAUCGCAUAAAACUACCGCCGGGGAUGUGAGCACCACCUGCUGGGGUGGUAGUGCCAGGCCGAUCGCUGGGCGUAUUUGCGUGAUCAGCGAGCAGAUUGUCACAACAACGAUCACACCAAUCGCAAAAAUCUGGGGCGGACUGUGCUACCACCCCCUUACGACACCCCUGGCUUUUCCCCUCCCACUGAAGAUCAUGUGUCACAUGAAUGGGGUUAACUUAAUGGUCAAGUCUAAUGAUCAGGCUUCAGUAAAUCUGCAGCUCCCCCCCCCCCCAAUUUUGAAGGUGCAGAAGUAGGUGGAAGCUGCACUGGCAGUUGUGUGGUGAUCUCCACAACCUUCCCAGCUCCUAAGAUUGAAGGAAAACUGGGAGUUUUAUGGCAAGGCAAAGAGCACUGGCCAUAGGAUUAGCAUGCCUUCAAGCAGUGGCAUCCAUCGGGGCAAUUCACCCCUUUUUCACCCAGUUUGGCACACACCCCACAUAUUUGCGCACACACACUGGCUGGGAGCCUCAAUGACGUCCCUCUGGAGGAUUCACUCAGGGCAAAGAACCCCACUAGUUCCCCUCCCCCAGGUAGCUAUGGCACUGCAUCCAUGUUGGUAUAUUCUUCUUGUUGCCUGGCUGGGAAAGGCAAGUGGGGAGUAGAGAUUACUUUGCAUUGGUAGAGACAAAAAUUGAAAUCAUGUUCAGCCGCCUUGUGUGAUUGGGAAUAGUGACAUUGCAGCCGUCUCCACACCAAGUAAUGUGUGUGAACUGGGCCUGUCUGUGCUAUACUUUGCAUGCUUGCUCAGAAGUGAGUCACACUAUUCCCAAUUGCUGCAAGUUGCAUUAAACUUACUAGUCCUUUUCAGUACAGUGGUACCUCGGGUUACAGAUGGUUCGGGUUACAAACUCCACUAACCAGGAAGUGGUUGCUCCAGGUUAAGAACUUUGCCCAAGGAUAAGAACGGAAAUUGCAUGCCAGCGGCACAGCAGCUGCAGGAGGCCCCAUUAGCGAAAGCACGUCUCAGGUUAAGAACCCUUUCAGGUUAAGAACGGACCUCUGGAACGAAUUAAGUUCUUAACCCGGGGUAUCACUGUAUACAAUGCAGUGCUACCUCGGGUUACAGACGCUUCAGGUUACAAACGCUUCAGGUUACAGACUCUGCUAACCCAGAAAUAGUACCUCAGGUUAAGAACUUUGCUUCAGGAUGAGAACAGAAAUCAUGCAGCGGCAGCUGGAGGCCCCAUUAGCUAAAGUGGUACCUCAGGUUAAGAACGGACCUCCAGAACGAAUUAAGUUCUUAACCUGAGGUACCUCUGUACUAGGUUAGUGUUGCACUAUUAAACCUGAGAUUUUCCCACAUUAUCUCCUUUUUAGCCCAAUUCAUCUCCAUUUCACUUACUAGUGAAAUGCUUCCAAAUGUGAUUGGAAGAGCUGGCAUAAUAACUGAUACAAGAACAAUGCAGCAUUCACAAAAUUAUUGGCCAGGUUUACAUUUUGGCAACAAACUUUAUGAAAAAUCAAGCAAUAUGGUGGCAUAAAUACAGAGAUUAAGCCUAUUUUGUCUUUCAAGAACUUAAGGUAGUACAGAAAUUGUAUCCUGUCAUUGACAUUUGCACACACUUGGGCACAGAGGAGGUUGGAGUGCAUUCACACUGUCAGUCCCAAGCACACAGUGGUUUCUGGAAUAAGUAAACCGAACCUGUUAGAUUCAGAGUCCUAGGUGGUUAUGAUGAAUAACCCAAUGGAUGUGAAGGCAAAUAAAAAGCAAAUGUCUUAAUUUAAGCCUGGAAUCCUCUGGCUCUAAUGCUAAGCCAUCUAAAGGGAAGAAAACUGCCAAAGCCUUCUGAAUAGUACUUGGCAUUGCGUUAGAAAUUGUUACACUGGGUGAGUGAGCACUGUAUUUUUGUGUAUCUAUUGCAGUGUGUUGUCUUUAAGCAUAGCUAAAUUAAGACGAGGGCUAAUCUCAGGACAUGCAAAAUAUGCAGGAUGUAUCUAGAACUUCCUGUCCCAGCUGCUGGUUGUAUUACUUGGGUGAGUUUAUAAACAAGCAGGCAUGAUGCUUUCUUUGAUGCUCUAAUGUCAUGGGAGGCAUCAGAUGACAAAAGGCUCAUAGUCUGCCCUGGUUUUCCAUGACAGGAAAACAAAUUGGAGAAAUGUAGAGUUGGAAGCUACCUGAAUGUCAAGUAAAUCACCUGCCUUUUCAGGAGUCACCUUUUAAUUCCAACCUGCAGCAUGGAAUUCACUUUGAAUUUCCUGCCCCAUCAUCCUGCCUGUCAGCUUCAUAGUGGUGAUGGUUUGUGAGCAAUAUACCAGUUGUAGACAAAUUAUCCCGUGCGUCCUUUCUGCUAUUAAAAUAGUCUCCUGUUCCAAGAAUGAAUGCCAUUGUUUGUCAAUGUUAUACUAUCAUGUAUCACAAUGACAGAGCAUAAAAUAUAUAUAAUUUGUUGUGGUUUAGUCGUUUAGUCAUGUCCGACUCUUCGUGACCCCAUGAACCAGAGCACGCCAGGCACUCCUGUCUUCCACUGCCUCCCACAGUUUGGUCAGACUCAUGUUUGUAGCUUCGAGAACACUGUCCAACCAUCUCGUCCUCUGUCAUCCCCUUCUCCUUGUGCCCUCCAUCUUUCCCAACAUCAGGGUCUUUUCCAGGAGUCUUCUCUUCUCAUGAGGUAGCCAAAGUAUUGGAGCCUCAGCUUCAGGAUCUGUCCUUCCAGUGAGCACUCAGGGCUGAUUUCCUUAAGAAUGGAUAGGUUUGAUCUUCUUGCAGUCCAUGGGACUCUCAAGAGUCUCCUCUAGCACCAUAAUUCAAAAGCAUCAAUUCUUCAGUGAUCAGCCUUCUUUAUGGUCCAGCUCUCACUUCCAUACAUCAGUACUGGGAAAACCAUGGCUUUAACUAUAUGGACCUUUGUUGGCAAGGUGAUGUCUCUGCUUUUUAAGAUGCAGAUAUAAUUACCUCCUGAUUUAUUUCUCAUCUCACUUUGGACUCUGAAUUGGAGCCUAUAUAAUUGGCAUGACUACCUCUUCUGGUUAUUUUAUAUCCAUACAUAAGAUACGUAUAGCGAGAACUAGUUAGAUUUUGCUUUACUGAGAAACUAAAUAGUUGUUGCUUUUACGUUGCUUGCUGACCUAGCCUCUGAAGUAAUUUACAGACCCAGUAAACAAAAACAGAAAGUGUGUGCCUAACCUUAGAAUUGUGACAUGUAGUAUAGCUUCGGGCUGCUUGUUUGCUAAUGGUAUCAGUUUUCAUCUGGGAGGUGGGUUGGCUCUCAUUCAUGUGGAGUGGAGUUGAAGAGUCCUAUUUUUAAUGACUGCUGUUGGCCUUUUGCCGUAACGUUGGAAUCUGGGUUGCCUUAACUAGUUCAUUGUGCCUUGCUGUUUUUGAAAGUUCCAGAGCACUAAUGUAACAUGUAAUGAAAAUUAUUUGGUCUUUGACAUGGGUCCAAAUUAAGAUUGCCUGUGAGCGCUCCAGUUGGAGAACAGCCUUUAGCAAAGGUGUCAUGGGCUUUGAAGACACUUGAACUCAGGAAGCAAGGGAGAAACAUGCUAAGAGGAAGGCACGCUUGGCAAAUCCACACUGUGAUCAACUCCCACCCAGAAACCAAUGUCCCCAUUGUGGAAGGACGUGUGGAUCCAGAAUUGGCCUCCACAGUCACUUACAGACUCCUUGUUAAAACCGUGUUUAUGGAAGACAAUCUUACUCGGCUACGAGUGAUCGCCAGAGAAGAAGAAUUUUCCCAACCCUUAUUUUCCACUUGGUAGUAUGCUACUCAAGGAACUGUUCUUUGAACUCUCAGUACUAUCAAGUGACUGUAUUACCUAGCAUUCUAGGUAUUUUGGGUCAAAGCAUAUGUCAUUAGGCAACUCAAAAUGCUUUACAAACAAGCAUUUUCAGAAGGCCACGCAAGUCUUGCUACCAUGCCAAAACUUGGUGUUUCAAACUUUAUGCAAUGAUUUUCUGCCUAGCGGGAUGCUUCACUGUUUGGUAUGUCCACAAAUAAUUCACAGAGCUAGGAAGAUUGCUGAAUAUUGCUGGAAGGAAUAGGGCAGGAGGGAGAUUUUUGAAUAUCCCUCUUCCUCUCCCCCAGCUUUAGGAAUAGAAACACUUAUUGUGAAUGGUCUGUUCAAUCCUUACAUAGCAACUUUCUUUCCUGAUCUGUGCACCCAGCUCAUCACCCAAGUUGAUGGUGUAACCCUAAAUGGGAUUAGUUCUCACUAGCCAUAUGCUUCUGGAAUCCCUUCUAGUUGUGUGGGAUGCAAAGCACAUUCAGUAUUCCAGCAGAGUCCUCCUGCAGGAAGGCAAAUCCCUGAACUUGAGAAAAGCAUGCCUAAACAAUCAGUGUAUAUGUAUUGGUGGUUGUGGGGUGUGUGGUUUCAUUUCUUUUUUCUUUGGAGCUAGAACAUAGUCACUAAUAUUGUGUGAAUAAUUCUAAUUGUGCCUGCUAAAUAAAUGAAAGAAUGUGUGGCCCAACCAAGAUUAAUUGUGUGUGUGUGAGAGAGAGAGAUUCUAUGUAUUUAAGGACCAAAUUUUAAUUAUUUUGUAACAAAAUGCUUAUACUUGAAAGGCAAAUAUAGUUACUGGUUUCAAAAGGCCUCCAAGAAACCAAGCUUUAACCAAGGACACAUUCUACUCCUGUAAAAAACACGCUGAUUCCCGGACUGUCCAUGGGUCGGAUUUAGAAGGCAAUUGGGCCAGAUCCAGCCCCGCACCUUAGUUUGCCCACUCAUGCAUUAGGGAGUUCCCAUUGGAACUUGCUGUCAGUGAGUGCACCUUGCAAGAGAACAAUUGGGAGCUCAUUUUAAUCUCCCAACUUUGUAGCCAUCUCCUAACCACCCUCACACCUAGUGCCACAGGUUUCAGUAAUUUGGAAAACUGCCUCAUUAGACCCACAGGCUAGAAAUUGGGGAAGCAAAUCUGAGAUGCACAAAAGUAGGUGAGGAAAUGAAAGUCCCACUUCAUUCUUGAAAUUUCAUAUAGCCUUGGAUACAACUCACUGUUUCUGUUUUCCUUGCUCAAUUUGGUUGAGUACUUGCCAAAAGGAACUUUAAAAAAUGCUUUUUUUAUAAUUGGCAAAUAUUUUGUGUUCAAAUUAGGCUACUUAAAUUUGGGGUCCUGAGACGAGGCAACCUGUGCAUAACUUAAUAAUAUUAAUAUUAAUAACAACAACAACAACAACAACAACAACAACAACAACAACUUUAUGAUGAAGUUGAAUAGACUCAAGUCUUAUUCGCUUUCUCUGAGUUGAGAAAUAUUAGGUGAUUUCAGGGGAUGGUUCUGGUACUUAGAAACUUAGUACACUUUGGGGCAGAUGGCGACCUCAUCUCAUUCUGCACAUUACACAUUAAGCAGAUACAAAAGGAUUAUCGCAUUAAACAUGAGGGUGAUGACAUAAAAAUAUGAGCAGCAGGAAGACACCAAUUAGAGAUUUCUCCUUCUCUCAUUUUCAUUGAUUACAUUUCAUUAAAAACCAAUAACACUUCCUUCCAAAUAAAUGUGUGUUGAAUCAGAGCAUCAGUACUGGAUCUAUACUUCAGUGUUGAGAGAAAAAUACUUACGUGUGUUUUUUGCUGCCGAACCAGAAUGGUAGCUUUCCCUGCCUGCUAAUCCUGUAAUAGCAUUCUGUAUAGACCAUAUCCAGCAUCUGAGCCCUGAAACAGCUGAUUGCUGACUAGAAAAGAGGAAGAAGGAAAAAAUCCACCCGGCAAAUCUCAUUGCAGCUCUAUGCUGCAUCCCUAUCCCACAAUCCCUUGCACGGUUUGCUGCAGUCUUUCAGCUACGGGUUGAGUGAGAAAGAUGUACUAAAUAAAGAUUGAUUGGCUGGAAUCCUUACGGGGUGUGUGGUGGGGGGGGUGUCUCCCACUUUGUCAGUGACCCGGAGAGUAGGGGGAGGGAAAUUAAUGACUGCUUGGCUGGGCCUCCUUUUAUUACUUCCAGGAUUCUCUCCAUGGAGUGGUGGAGCAUUGUUAGCUUAAGCAAGAAAAUAACGCUGCGUCUCUAGUAACGGCUAACAGGAAUUCUCUAACAGUUCCACACGUGAGGCUUUCAGAUGUGAUACAUCACUGUAAUUAUGGUUGGCUCAUUUGGACGACUGCAGGACACAACUCCAUCCUGGAAAGGCUUUUUCCUUUUUUCACUUGGCAGUGCAUUGAUUUAAGCUCCUUUUCGUGAAGAUGGGUACGUCUCGAACAUUUGUUUGUUCAGUAUUGUGCCUGGUGGCUAGUAACGCUAUGCCUUUUUGCUCCCAUCCCCCAUUGCAGCUCCUUGCUUUACAUAAUGAUGAUGAUGGUGAUGAUGCAUGCUUUAAGGCUAGAAAAGUUAUUUAAACCAUAUGUGAGCAAGAUGGUUUUAAAAACAAUGUGAGAAAGCAGAGAAAGCAAAAAUGUGGAGGGGCGUGUGCAUAUGUACAAGAUAGUCUUACUUCAUGAUGAUGAUGAUUAAUAAUAAUAAUCAUUUGAAUAUAUAAUUGAUUCUGAGAGGAAACAGACUGUUUUUAUAGCCUUGUCUCUCUGGUUUGGGUUUGCCGUGCUGUGCUUGAGUAAUUCUACCUAAAGCUUAUCCUGUCUUUGAAGCAGCAUUUAUAUAGCAGGAGUCCCACCCUUGCCUGCAGUUCUGGAGCUUGCGAGUUCCAUUGCAAACGUUGCUACUGGAAACCUAUUCAUUCAUAAUGCAUGGCUUAGACCCUCUGGGUUGUGCUCACCAUUGAUAAGUCGUAGGCGAUUCAGACUGAUCUUUCAGAGUCUAAUCACAGCUCUGGUUGGGUGGAGCACUGCCUUUAUUUGAAAAUCCUAUACCUAUUGAACAGGCUGCCCUUAAUCUUCUUUAUACUUUCAUUGUGUAAAGCCAUAAUUCUGAGAUAAGUAUGUUUAUCAAAACUCAAUAAAAUAUUUCUCUUUAAAGCUCAAAAUGGUUUAUUUUAUUAGGAGUUUUGUUUCAGAUGGGUGUGGCUGCGCACACUACUGAUUUCUUUCUUCCCUUCUUUCUCUCUUGAUAUACAUUUACUAUUAGUGUUCUUGCAAUAUGUGCACACGCAUAUGCUGUGUUUCUUAAAGACCAUUUUGAUUAGAAAUUGGGCACUGCUUUGUACAUCUUUUAUAAUUAGAAACCUGCAAGAAGGAAUGAUGAUGAUGAUGUCAUUUUUAUGAGAGGCUGCUUGAUGCAAGGAUUGAUCUCUCAUCAAAAGCUGCUAGGUAUUUAAAGCUUGAACUCUGGAUUUGGUUUUUUGUUUUCUCUGCAGGCAUUUAUUUAGUCAGUGGUGAGAAUUUUUGUAGGUUUGUUCAUCCAGAGAGUGCACGUGUCACCCCUUCUGCCCGUCUUAAAAAUGGAUGAAAAGAACUUGCUUCCCAACUUAAAGAUAACAGCUUGUCUUUUUAUAGCUUUGCACUAAAUUUUUAGCACAGUUUAUAAACCUUCCUUGUUACAGAGCCCUUUAAAUCCAAAUUUAUUCCACCUCUGCAACAUACUACAUUAUGUACAGUAUGUGCUGUUCAGGUGAAUCUGUGCAACAUCCGGAAAAAUAAAUUGUGUUCUGAACAUAAAACUUACCUGCUUUAUCAUAUGAAGUUCAUUAAGAUGAGUUUCAGCAAACAGAACCAAUCUGUUAUAGACAGUAGAAAGACUUAUUGGGACAAGGAGACAUGGGUUCUAGUUUGUGCAAUCCAUGGUCUCUCUCACUGCAUUCAGAUGAUCCUCCAAACCAGAGCUUGCUCAAACCAUAUUUUUGUAGUGUUGAUAAGAUGCACAACUAUGUUUUGAUUAGACCUGGAAGUUGCCUAUUAAGCCACAUGUGUCAGGGCAGGAAGGAGUGUUUGAGCUCAUGGCUUCUCUCACACACCCUGUUUGGAGGAUGCAGCCAUUGUGUAGCUAUUAGCAACUCGCUUUCUGUAUUCUUACACCUAUUUACUUGGGAGUAAGCCCCAUUAACCAGGCUGAACUUAUUAUUAUUAUUUGUUAAACAUGCUUAGGAGGGGGCUAUCCGGUAGAAAUUUAAGUGGGGAUGUGGGAACCUUUUAGAGUUCCUUGCCCAGAGAACAAAGCAACACUUGUAACUCUUUUGUCUUUUAUCUUCCUCCUUUUACAUACAUGACUAAGUAUGUAUAAAUCUUAUCUGGACUGGGACCUUGGGUAUCAGAAUAUUCGCAGACCCCAACAGCAGCAUAGUAGGAGGCCUAAUACUGUAUAAUAUCCUCUUUGUGUAAUAAGAACAAGACAUUAACAAACACCCUAGUCACUAGACUUGAACAGUUUGAACGUCUCCACCCAGUCAAAUCCAUUCAAGUCUGAAAGAGGAUUCUGGGCAUGUUUGGGUGCGUGUGCUUAAAAGCAUCCUUCUAAUCGGUAGCUCUAUGUUCUCAGGGUUCCCUGGAGGGAGGCUCCUAAGUAAUUCAGUUGAAUGUGCAUGAAAACCUACGCUGUAUGGUGAAGCUGAUUGUGGAAAGGUCAAAAGCUGAGUCAAUGGGGACUUUGGGGGUGUGGCUGGUGCAUGUGCAUCCAUUCAUUUCCCUACUCAAGUUUUUCAACUGCAGCUAAAACAAAACCUGAAUGUGACUUAGGAAGAAGGAAAUAGUAAAAGGUGUUGGUUUCUGUGCACAGGCAAAAAAAUAUUUAUUCCAUUUCUAUCGCUUCUCGGCCUUUUGGAUGAGAUCAAGUGUAGUAUCUGUUCUUAUCAGUUUAAUAUCUGAUAUGUCCUCUAUUUGAGGACUAUGAACAACAACUACCAGACUUUUAGAAGACAUCUGAAGGCAGCCCUGUUUAGGGAAGCUUUUAAUGUUUGAUGUAUUAUAGUAUUUUAAUAUUUUUUUGGAAGCCGCCCAGAGUGGCUGGGGAAGCCCAGCCAGAUGUGUGGGGUAUAAAUAAUAAAUAAUAAAUUAUUAUUGUUGUUGUUGUUGUUGUUGUUAUCUUGCUCUUCCAAUAGCUCAGAGUGGCAUAUGUGGUUUCCCCUUGCUAACCUGUGAUCCUCCAGCUGCUCUUGGACUACAACUCCCAUCAUCCCCGAUUAUUGGCCAUGCUGGCUGGGUCUGAUGGGACUUACAACAUGUCCAACAACAUCAAGAGGUUAGCCACCCCUGGGGCUAAGAGGUAACGGCUGUCCAGUCAGCUUGAUGGCUGAGUAGAGGUUUGAACCCAUCUCUCUCUCCAUUCCUAGUUCAACAUGCUAACCACUAGCUGGUAUAGGGAAUUUAUGUUGUCUUUGUUGAAAAGCAUUAUAUAUCUUGUUAGGUUCUAUAUGUAUUAUGCCUAUUUUGCUUAAUUGCACUUGCUGUAGAAUGGAAAUGAAAUAUUUAUGUGGUUUGCAAUUGAUGCUUUGUAAUUGCAGGCAUGCAAUUUUUGAGAUGCAAUUGCAUUUUGAAGUUUGAGGCUUUCCAUAAAUCCAAGGAACAACUUACAGUUCAUAUGUGCAAAGAUGAUGUUUACCUUCUUCUGCUGGUAUUACUGUGUCCUGUUUGGCUUUUGUGCAGUAAGGCUGUUGGAAAGCUUUUGUCUUUAUUUUUAACUAGCUUUGUCUAAAAGAAGGGUUUAUGGGGGAAAUGAAAGAUAGCAUAUGAAUGGAGUUACUUAGUCAAAUAUAUGCCUUUGUUUCCAUGGGCAAAAGCUGUGUGAGAAAGAGAUCUGUGUUUUAACUCUGUGUGACUGAGUCUUACCUUCCUGCUAAUGGAAUGUGGCCCUCAAAUACAUUCUACAGCGGCAGUAAUGUGAUUUUCAGCAUGAAAAUGGUUUCUUACUUCAGAUUUAGACUGCACUGAUAUAGAUGGUCCGACUACUAUGUUCUUCCUAUUAACUGCAGGCUAUGAGGUCUAACAGCAUGGCCAGCCACUGGUGUACAGCUGUAGCCGAUGAUGUAUGCAAUAUUAUAUUGGUGAGAGAGUCUUAGAAAUAUGGGAAGGUCAAAAACAGAGAGGUGUAUUUUGCACCACAUGUUAUCCGAUUCUUUCAAGUGGUGAUGGCAGAAAUCCAACCUACUCUAUGCAACUCAUGUGCUCCACCAGUGACCUAUGCUCAUUCUAUAGCAUUAGAAAUGUACACCCAUCCAAUCUGAAAGCAUGUUCAGUUGGUUAGGGCACCCUUUUUCUAAUACUCGAUAUCUCAAAAGUAUGGCCAGGUUUUAGCCUUGUCAGUUCUUGGAUGGGAAGAUAGUGGGAACAGGAUAUAAAUAUAAAGAAUGAAUUUUAGAAGCUAAUGCAUUGUAGUAGUUUUUUUGCCUUGGCAAUCUGCCCAGAUGCUUUUAAAGCAAGUAUUUCUAGUGUAGCAUUUCCAAGCACUACGCACUGCCUUCUUAUAAAUCUUGAAUCGGGAUGAAACCCACUGGGAUCCAUUGUUAACAGGAAGUCAAUUCCCCACAGCUUCUAAAAUGCUGUUGUUUGCUUGAACCUUUCAGCAGCGUGCAGGGCAAAAGAGAACAGGACCCACAUGUCAGUGGUCUAGGAUGGCCAGUGAAGGCGCCAACAUCCCAAGUCCUGUGGUGCGUCAGAUUGACAAACAAUUUCUGAUCUGCAGCAUAUGCCUGGACCGUUACAAGAAUCCCAAAGUACUCCCCUGUCUGCACACUUUCUGUGAGAGGUAAGAGGAUGGUUUCUGUUUCCCCCAACCAAAAGUGCAUUACAGCUGGCUUGUCUGUCUGGAUUGCCACAGUGAUCUGUUCCCAGAUGUCUAGAGUUACACUGUUAAUUCAAUGAACCCCUCAAUCCAGUCAACAAGUUCUCCUGAAAUAUAAAACUUAAUGAGUAGGAAGGUAAAAUGCCCCUGGGCUCAUUUUGAUUUAUAAGAAGAAAGACAGGAUUCAGAUAUUUCUGUAUUGCAAAAGUAAUCUGUGCUCUUUUGGUAAACAGUUCUGUCUUUAUUGUGAAUGUUCAGCCUGUUUUUAUUUUUAAGGUAUGGCCUUCCAUGUCAGCAAUACAAUUACACAUAAAAGGGUGGUAGCAAUAAUUUCUUACUGGGAUAUUUGAUCUGAAUUUAGGCAAUGAAACUUAGCCCAUUUAGCUUAAAAGUAGAUUUCUUCAGCAUGAGUAGAGCUUGGUUCCAAGUGGAACACGUUCAGAACUGAAGGAUGCAAUAUCUGAACAUAAAGUGCCAGAGAUUAGAUGAUUCAGGACUUUGGCCUACAACUCCUAUCAGUCCCAGCUGGCAUGGCCUUGCUGCCUGGGGCUGAUGGAAAAUGUAAUCCAACAACAUAUGGAGGGCACCAGGUUGCAGCUAGAAGAUAUGCAGGACUUGAACCGGUGGCAUUUUCCCCUACAUUGCGUUUCCUUAACAGGAAAAGAAGCAGAGAAGCCUUAUCAUUUAAAAAAAGGCUGCAGCGCUGUCUGAAAGUGGAAACGACAUUUCCACCAUUUCUGCUUUUGGCUUUUCAUGGUUUGUCUGUUUUCAUUUUGUUAAACUGCUUAGUCUACCAUGUUCCAUAAGCAUUUGCUUUGUUCUUUUUUAAUGUUUCGAAUGCAGCGCUGCUAAUGACCCUUAUCUUUCUAUACAUUUUAGAAAAGAGCUCAGGUUUUCUUGGUGUAUUACAUUAGAAUCCGCUUCAGCCUGAAAGGUAGUCAUAUGCAUUUGCCGCCAUGGGCUGAUUUUUGUCUGGAUUCAUCUUUUGGCACGCUAGUGCAAAUGCUCAGAGUGAUGGGCCCAAAGCCAAACCUGGGCUUAAAACAGCCUGUGGUGACAGAUGCACAUAAUUGCCUCACCACGGGCUGCAGCACUUAGAAGUCAGUAAAGGCUGGGCUUUUCCCUCACAAAAGCUAAGGUGACUGUAAGAAUAACCCUCCAGAAUGGUUCAUCAUCCUGUGACGUGGAGCCUGGAAAACAAUUUGAAUAGCCAUAAUGCUGUUGUUGCUUUUAUUAAUGUAAGAUGAAAAUGGCAAGUGAUAUGUUGCAGUGUUUCCCCCCAAGCUUUGGAGCAGAGCAUGAGAACAAGCAGAUGAAAAGAUGCUCUUGUAACCUAUAAUGGUUGUGGAGAAGAGCACUCUUCACAGCGCAAGACUGUAGGGUCAGGAAGUAAUUCCUGUGAGCAGAAGCUAAGGCUGUCCACAGGAGUCAUAAUUAUUCGUGUUUUUUAAAGGAGCGUUUAAAAUGCAUUGCUUGUUUUCUGCACGCUUAUCUACUACUAUCUCUGUUCUCAGAUUGUGCAGAUUUAGGUGGUGUAUAGAUAUAAGCCACAGAUGACAGUGUCCUAAUAAGAAUGAGUGGGUACACCGCAAGAAACAAAGCUUCUGUCAUACCAAAAUCUGCUCUCUGGAAAAAGUUGCUGUUUUGAGGCAGUCUCUUCUUCUUGUACUAAAUCCUUCCCAUCUUUUCUGCGGUUUAGACCAUAGCUGUCAACUUACAGAUUUGAAAAUAAGGGAUCAGCAGCCUCAAAAAUAAGGGAUCAGCAGCCAAAAUAAGGGAUUUUCCGGGCACAGGUAUGUUCAACUUCUGAGCCCCUUUGAGCCAAAGGCAGAAAGCCCAGCCAGCAGCCAAAUGAAGCCUCAUCAAUAAGGGACAGCAGCGGGACAUGGCGCUGGGAUAAGGGACUGUCCCGCCAAAUAAGGGACGCUUGACAGCUAUGGUUUAGACCGUCUCCAGUCAUCUCACUACAUCAUUGCCUUUUUAUUUAGGUAGAACCCCCUAGCGCUCACUCCCACCUGUGGCUGUCCAGAUGUUGCUGUACUACAACUCCAAUCCAUUGGCCAAGCUGGCUGGGCCUGAUGGGAGUUGGGAUCCAAUAACUUCUGGAGGGCAACAUGUUGGGAAGGCUGUCAGAGUGUUUUGUUCUUCCCUCUUGAUAUGAGUUGCAAAAUGUGAAAAAGUAAAGCUGUGUUCAUGAUUACUCUUCUAUUCUCCUACUAGGAAAUCGCAAACAGCACAGUUUACUUUUUGCUUUUGAUACUGGCUUAUCUUUUUACCAUCCUCAUUAGGUGCCUACAGAAUUACAUUCCAGCCCACAGCUUAACCCUUUCUUGCCCAGUGUGCCGCCAAACGUCCAUCUUGCCAGAGAAAGGGGUUUCUGCUCUUCAGAACAACUUCUUCAUCACCAACCUGAUGGAUGUCCUGCAGCGAACUCCAGACAAUAGCAUUGAGGAGUCUUCCAUCUUGGAGACUGUCACAGCUGUUGCUGCAGGGAAGCCACUCUCCUGCCCCAAUCAUGAAGGAAAUGUAAGUGGAUUAGGUGCCUAUAAAUAAGGCUUCAUCAAUUUAUUUGGCAGGGAAAUGGCAAUUUUCAGUGGCUCACCCUGAAAUGAAAGUUGGGGACUAUUGGACUUGCAAAUGAUUUAUUAAUUUCUGCAAUGACAACAUAAAUCAUUUGCUUGAUAGAUUUUAUUCAAUCGAUUGAAUGCUUUCAUUGGAUACUGUACUAGAGAGAGUGAAUUGGGAUGAAUUUGUGUGUGGCAUCAAAUUAACUCUCAGUCAGCCCAAUAUUGAUAGUUUUGGUUAUGUUUUUGUUUUGUAGGGCAUUGCAUUGACAUGUCAUGAUAUUGAUCAUGGUGGUUAGUAAAUGUGCUUUCUGGCUAUCAAGAUGAGAUGUUAAUGUUCUAUAAUUCAUUUAAGCUGUAUUUUGUACAUCAAUUUUAGUUUUAAGUGAAAGCAGCUGUCUAUAAUUCAAACGGUGUAUUGCUACUUUUGCUCUUCUUUUCAUCCAUAAAUGAAAUCAAGUAUUCAUUGAGUUGAAAUUCCAUUUCCUUCUCCGUUACCACCACUGUUGUGAGUCCUUUCCUAUCAUCAGUCUAUUUUCAAUCUUUACCAAGCUGGUGCACUUCAGAUGUUGUUGAAUUGCAGCUCCCCAUCAGCCCCAGCCAGCAUUGCCAAUCAUCAGGGUGGGUGGAGGUGGGACCCUAAGAAGCAUCUGGAAAACACUUUGCUGUGGAAGGCUGACUUAGGCAAUCCAGAUCAUAAUAGGUAAAUUAGGAAGCAAAUGAACUGCAGGAGGUGUCUACAGAGCAAAUAUUUCCAGAGCAACAAAGCAAACAAAACAGAACAACAUCAGAUUUAGGGUGGUGUGGGUUGUUCACCAGUACAGGGCAUGCAAACUUGAUAAGCUCCAUAACUGAGAAGAUCCAUUUGGGGGGGUGCCAAUUUUGGGCUCAUAUUGUAAAAUAUUCCCCAAGUCUGCCCUUGAACAGAAGGGAAAGCAAUCCCUUUCCCAGCAAGUUCUUAGCUAAUCUGGCCUAGGUACAAGGUUUGGGAGUAUUCCUUUCUGAUAGCAGGUCAUAGCCUGCAUGUGGACAAAAAUCAUUCAAGAGAAAUAUUAUUAGAUUCAGCUUUACACCACCUGGCACAAUUGUUUUCCAGUUAUGGUAAUCAGUGGCACUGAAAGAUGAAAAAUCUGCGUAGGGCACAUAUGCUAAAAAGGGUCCUUGGGAAUAAAUGGAGCAUAUGGGCAGAAUUAUGUCAUUAUUCCACUUGAACUGGUGGGUUGGCAUCCUUGUCGUUGCAUCACGAAGCACUAUAUUGCAUUCAAAGGGUGCCAAUAUAAUGUGAGCGGAAUUGCAAGCAUUGCUGCACAUGAUUAGGAAGCUCUUCGUAAAAUUGAAAUGCAAUUAAGUGCUUGGCAGCAUGACUCCUGGAUGUAACACACAGUGCUAUACACUUAUGGCCCUCCUGAUGUCAUUGGCCUCCAGCUUCCAUCAGCCUCAGCCAACAUGGCCUACAGUCAAGGAAGAUGGGAACUGUAGGCCAGAAAUCUGGAGAGCACCAUGUUCCCCUGCUCUCUCCUCUUCCCCUCCUCCAAUUAUGAUCAUUGUCCUCCUUUGUUCCUAAAAUCCCCCUUCUGUUAAUGUGUCACUCAAAGCAGGAUUGUGAUUUUUUCUUGAUUUUAUUUUUUUCUUUCUGUAAACCGCUUUUUACAAUUAAAGGGUGUAUGAAAUUUAUGAAUUGAUUAAAUAAAUUAAUAUGACUUUAAAAAAUCCUGUAUUACAAGACAAAGAUACACCUUUCUUGUAGGUAGGCUGGUAGCAUAUGUACCUGGUUUCCAUCUGCAAAUCAGGAGAUUUAUGAUCAGUAAGGUCCACUCCUUACAAACUAUAUAUUCUUGUUGGGACCAUAACAUCUUAGUUUUAGGCAAUAAGUUCCAGGCUUUCCUUCAAUGAGACAGUUCUUCAUUGCAUGGAGUUUGCUUUCUUUUCUUUUCUUUUCUUUUCUUUUCUUUUCUUUUCUUUUCUUUUCUUUUCUUUUCUUUUCUUUCUUUCUUGAAGAGGUAUCCAAACCAUCUUGGGAGCACAUGCAAAGUAUCUUUAUCUUUCUGAAGUAUCCAGACUCCACUAAGUAAGAGUAGUGCCAUUCAAAACAACCUUACACAGAUUGUGGAAACUUAUUCAGUCCUUUUUCUUUUGUAGGUUGCAGACUAGAAAUAAGAAUGUGAAAAUGUUUUAUCCUUUGUUAGAUGAAAAGCUUCUAUUUCUAUUUCACCAAGUCCUUUUUAUAUAAUUCCUUUUAAUGUUCUCUUGCUUAGUUUGAAAAAUAACUGAUGCUCUCUCCCUCUGGUAAACUUUUAAAUGCCAGCCCUAAGCAGCAAUGAUCACUCUCUGUUAAGCUUUUGGCUGCCAAAAAUAUGGCCCUCAUAAUAUGCAAACCUGAUGCCAUUCUGCUUUGUGAUUCAGAGUGCAUCACUAAUGCCUUAGGCAUUUGUGAAGUAACUUAAUACUGCUAAAGCACAAGGCAUGACAGUUUUAUCUGAAACCAAAUAGUGAGAAAAUGACAGCCAUGAGAAAGAACAUGACAGCCGUAAGUGUACCUUUUGGAAUUUCAAGUACCCUAAAUUGUGUAUGUAUUUAUUUGUGAUUCUUAAAAGUAGGGAAAAAUUCAACAUAAUGGUUCAUACAAACCACAGCUAUAAAUCCAUGGCAUUAAACAUAAUCACUGCUUUUUAACAUUUUAAUCACAAGCAAACAUUUUGUUUGAUGGUGCAAUAGGUUUGAACUCCAGUCGUCAGCUCACAUGGCUAUUUUUCACAUAAAUCCCAUUCUGUUGACUUUUUUUGCUUGCAGGAUUUGUAGCAGAUUUUUUCCCCAGCACAGGGCAUUAGCAGAACAAUCCAAUGCACAUUUAUUCAAAAGCAAGCCCAUGGAAGUCUGUGGGACUAAGGCUGCAAUCCUUGCCCUGCUUACCUGGGAAUUCAAUAGGGCUUGUAUCUGAGUAGACAUGCUCAGUAUUCAAAAUGGUGUGUCUCUGUUUGGAAAAACUGGUAUUCUGCUGAUAGUCACACUCUCCCUCUCUGUAAUCAGCUGAUGGAAUUUUACUGCCAGUCUUGUGAGACAGCCAUGUGCCGGGAAUGUACAGAAGGCGAGCAUGCAGAGCACCCCACAGUACCUCUCAAAGAUGUAGUAGAACAACACAAGGCUUCGCUUCAAGCACAGCUAGAUGCUGUCAACAAAAGGUAUGGAACCUCUUCUGCAAAGUCCAUGCUUUAACACACAGUGUGGUAGGAGUAGCCCCGACCUCACACCCCAGACAUUGUCACCUGCUCUCUCUGCUCCGAGAUCUCCAAGGGAGGGGUUCUUCCCAGGGGCCUCUGCUUUCCAAGGCAGAAUACAGUGGUACCUUGGUUUUCAAACAUCUCAAAAGUUGAACAUUUUGGUUUUCGACUACCAAAAACCCAGAAGUAAAUGCAUCCAUUUCCGAAUGCGCCUCAGAAGCCAAAUGGCUUCCACUGAGUGUUUCUCAAUUAAAUUUGCAGACCGCUUUCGGUUUUCGAAUGUUUUGGAAGUCGAACGGUCUUCCAGAACGGAUUAUGUUUGAAAACCGAGGUACCACUGUAGAGAGAACUAUAUAACUGUGUUAUAUAAAGAACUACAACUUUCAAAAGGGGUGCUUGAGCUUGCUUUCUCUUGCCUCUUUCUCCAUCCUUUUCCUUGUGCUAUAAAGUCUUUGUAACAGAAUUCGUCUAAGAAACACUUGAAAUCUGAUUUGUAUCUUUAUCCCAUUGUGAUCACCAAGAAUAAAAAUCUUGUUGCAUGAUGUCACAAGGAAGAACUAUGGCAAUUCUAUUUCAAACAGCACUUGUGAUUUACGCUUCCAACAGGCUUCCAGAGAUAGAUACAGCACUUCAUUUCCUAUCUGAAAUUAUACAUCAGCUGACCAACCAAAAGACCAGCAUUGUAGAUGAAAUUCAUUCCACUUUUGAUGAACUCCAGAAGACUUUAAAUGUCCGCAAGAGUGUGUUGCUCAUGGAAUUGGAAGUGAAUUAUGGCCUUAAACAUAAAGUAAGACCCUUUAUCUUUUCAGUCAUAUUUAUUUCAUUUGUGGGGUAUGUGAAGAGAGAAACAAUGUCUGAAAUCUAAUCUUUAGCUGAGAGAGAGGCUAGGAAAUGGCAUGGGAACACAAUUAAUCCAGCACAUCCUUGAACAAAUUCAUUUUAUCCAACAAAAUUCCCUUACAAAAAUGCAGAAGUGAUAUGUAACACUUGAGUCAGAGCUAUAUUUUUAAUUGUUACGGGUUUUUUUUUUUAUUAAAAUAACAAAAACAAUGGCAACAACAACUUUAUAUUGCAUCGUUGUUUCAUAGUUAUUGGUUGUAUUUUCAUUUUUUACUUUUCUUUUCUGGAUAAUAUUAGUCAAAUAGUUGUAAAAAUCUUAUAAAACCUAAGUGUCCAUAUCUUGGGGAGUGGAGGAAAUACAGUGUUCUGCAUUUUUUCCAUAUAUCCUCAUAUGAAAACGUUUAUCUGUCUUCAGUUUGGCCCAAGGCUUGUUCAUGCAAUACAAAAAAACCUAACAGUUUAGUUUUAUGUCAAAAUAAUGCCAUGAACAAAAGCUCUCCAAACUGGAAGCUUUUUUAAAAAAUAAUAAUAAUAAUCCAAGAGAAUUUAGCACUUAUUUGAUCAAUGCUAUUCAGGUGUUUUGUUUUGUUUUGUUUUGUUUUAAUAGAGCCCAACAAAUUUUCUGCAACGUUAUUCUGUUCAAGGUCAUACCUCUACAUUUCCCAUGAUAGGUGGGAAUUCAUUCAUUUAUUUUUUGGGCUACUUGGUUUAAAACUCAAAUCUAUAUAACCACAGCAUUCUGUCUAUCCAGGUCCUGCAGACUCAGCUUGAUAGCCUAUUGGAAGGUCAGGAAAACAUAAAGAGUUGUAGCAACUUUACAGCCCAAGCACUCAACCAUGGAACCGAGACAGAAGUCUUGCUUGUUAAGAAGCAGAUGAGCGAUAAGCUGAACGAGCUGGCUGUCCGUGACUUCCCACUGCAGCCUCGUGAGAAUGAUCAACUGGAUUUCAUAGUGGAAACGGAUGGGCUGAAGAAGUCCAUUCAUAAUCUUGGUACUAUUUUAACCACAAAUGCUGUCGCUUCUGAAACAGUGGCCACGGGUGAAGGACUGAAGCAGACGGUGAUAGGACAGCCUAUGUCGGUCACCAUCACUACCAAGGACAAGGAUGGUGAGCUCUGUAAAUCUGGGAAUGCUUACCUCACGGCUGAGCUCAGCACGCCUGAUGGGAGUGUGGCGGACGGAGAAAUACUUGACAAUAAAAAUGGCACUUACGAAUUUUUGUAUACUGUCCAGAAAGAAGGGGACUUUACCCUUUCCUUGAGACUCUAUGAUCAGCAUAUCAGGGGCAGCCCGUUCAAACUCAAGGUAAUCAGGUCGGCCGAUGUGUCCCCUACCACCGAAGGAGUUAAGAGGCGUGUGAAGUCUCCUGGCAGUGGACAUGUGAAGCAGAAAGCUGUGAAAAGACCAGCUAGCAUGUACAGCACUGGCAAAAGGAAAGAGAACCCCAUUGAAGAUGACCUGAUCUUCAGAGUAGGUAUGGAGUGCUUUGCCUUCUAAAUUAUUUGGAUUGCAAUGUCCAGCUGCAAACAGAGUGCGUGAAACUGUAUUGUUUUGGGAUAAGUGUCAACACUAAGCAGGAGAGAAGAACCUGUGGUGCUCAAGCAAAUUGUUGGACUCCGGUUCCCAUCAGCUGCAACCAGCAUGACCAGAUGAUGGAAGCUGUAGUCCAGCAACCUUUGGAGGGUCCUUGGUUUCCCAUCCCUGCCCUAGGACAUUAUCUAGCUCAGAGGUGUUGGUUGAUCGAUGGAUAUUCAUUUGAAUCAAAAGUGGCAUAGACAUGCAUAGUGGCCUACAAACAAUAAAUAACAACAAGACAAUAAAACAUAAUAGCACAUCACAGAUACAGUGUGAAUCAUAUAAAACAGAUGCAAUCUACAAAACGCUACUCACAAAACAUCAGCUAAAAAAAGAAGCUGAACAGCAAAAUUACAGCAAAAUUCAUAUAAUGGCUUUUGUAUGGCAGUAUGGCUUUUGUAAUCUGUAAAACAAUACUAACAACAUUAAAAAAUAGCAACAAAAAGUUAGCUAAGCACUGUUAAGUUCAUACACACACUCUUCACGUUCCCCCAAAAUCAUAAUCUCACUCUAUUUAAUUUGUUAAAACACACAUAAUAUUGUUAAGCUUGUUGUAAGUGAGCCUUAGUCCUACUGUAGUUGGACUUUCCUAACUAGAUGGCUCUCCCUCUAAUUUUCUGUGCCAAAAAUAUUGUAUUUAGUAAUUGUUGUAUGCACUUCUGGGUGGGGGAAUCACCCCAUCUGUAUUGCUUAUGGAGUUCAUAAUUCAAAAACAAUAUUUCUGUCACAAGACUGCUUGUUUAUCUCAUCCCUCAAAGGCGUAUUCCAAAACCUUAUUAUCUUGAAAGGCAGCUGGAAUUCCCUCUUGGACACAGAAGUCCCUGCCCAUAGUGGGGGAGAAAGGAGAGAGCAACACACUCAGCUCCCCCAGAGUCCCAGACACCCCUGUUCUGGAGACUGUGGACCUUCCCCUCUUGAUCUUUAUAUUGUAUAUUCAUGAUAAUGGUUUAUUUUCUCUACCCCAACCAUUGUGAAGCCCCUUUCCGUGCAAUACAACUAGACUCCUGAUGAUGAAACUGCUGAUUGGACCUACAGAGUUGAAAUGAGUUUUUGCAGCCAUGUACUUGACUUCUUUCCUAAUUGUUUUUAUAUGUACAUCUCCUUUUAGGUACCAAAGGGAGAAACAAAGGGGAGUUUACAAAUCUUCAGGGAGUAGCUGCAUCUACAAAUGGAAAAAUAUUAAUAGCGGACAGCAAUAAUCAGUGUGUGCAGGUAUGCUCGUUUUUCUUUUCUUUACCCAUAAUGGAUUGUUUUGGAAAGACACAGUACUGAUCAAAUGCGGAAAAGAAACAUGUUCUCUGAAGUGUCAAGAUUAUAAGAUCUUGAUAGUGAAGGAUUCAUAAUUCUGCAUUAAUAAUAAUAAUAAUAAUAAAUUUUAUUUAUAUCCCGCCCUCCCCAGCCGAAGCCGGGCUCAGGGCGGCUAACAACAAUAAAACAGUACAAAAGUACAGCAUAAACAACAGUCUAAAAUCAUUCGUUAUAAAAUUAAUUAAUUCAAGCCACGUGAACAUUAAGUUCACGUAAUGACUCAAAUGCCACUUUCCAGUUAAAAAUUCAUUCAUUUAUUUAAAUCUGCACCCCACCUUUAAUCUCAUGGAUGUGUAUACAUGGAUACAUCUUUUGUGAAAAAAUUAUUUUUGAAAAUUACAGAUAUUUUCCACUGAUGGCCAGUUCAAGAGUCGUUUUGGUAUCCGGGGAAGGUCCCCUGGUCAGUUGCAGCGGCCUACGGGAGUGGCUGUGCAUCCUUGUGGUGACAUCAUUAUUGCCGACUAUGACAAUAAGUGGGUUAGCAUAUUCUCCUCUGAUGGAAAAUUUAAGGUAAGUACAAAUUAAAAAAUAUAAGGAAACUCACUGCCAUUUUAAAAUUACGUAAUAGUUUGGUAAACCAACGAUUUUUCUGAAGGCUUGGGGAACUGAGUCUGUAUUUCUUGACUGAAGAACUAACAGUUGGUGAUGUGGGAAAGGAUGGGCAAAUUCAUGCAGAUGAAAUUAUUUUGUUUGUUCUGAGAUGGAGGGAAGGGGGGGGGUGAAGACUCUAAACAUUUGCCCUGGUAUUGACUUAAAAUCAUACAGGGUGGGAAUCCUUUUUUCAGCCUGAGGGUCUCAUUCUGUUCUGGGCAACCUUCUGAGUGCCAGAAGCAAAAGUGGAUAAUGUAACAAAUAUACAUUUUUACCUUUGUACACUAGGCCACUUUCUACAACACUCUCACACCCCUCUCUGGUUCCAUCCAGGCCCAGAAGAGUCAUUAACGGAGUUAAUGGUUGCAUUUUAGCCAGGCAAAAAGGGUGCAAAAGCAGGGAUAAUGAGUGUUGUGGCCUGAGGGGAUUUCAGAGGGCCAAACAGAGAUCACAAUGAAAGUCAUUACUACCAAUCUCUUGCACUAAUUUACUACAGAAUCUUCUCCCAAGUAUGAAUAGUGGCAAAGCUAAAAACCCAGUAAACAUUACAGCAGUCCAAAUGUGUGUAUGUUUGAAGCAACUUUAAUCUCUUUCUUUGCUCCUAUAGACAAAAAUUGGAUCUGGAAAGCUCAUGGGACCAAAAGGUGUUUCUGUGGAUCGCAAUGGGCACAUCAUUGUGGUGGACAACAAAGCAUGUUGUGUGUUUAUCUUCCAGCCAAAUGGAAAAAUAGUAACCAGGUUUGGAAGCCGAGGCAAUGGAGAUAAGCAGUUUGCAGGUAUCAGUUGCUGUCUAAUAUGCAUUUUCUUUUAUCCAGAUCGUGUGUGUGUAUUUGAGCAUGCUGAAAAAGCAUCACUCUAACUUCACCACAGUAAGCAAGACACAAUAAGUAGACUGUAGUCCAUUAGUGCUUUCACGCAUCCAUAAUUUUCUGGACAUCGCCAAAACUUUGACAAAAGCUCAACAACAUUUUGAAAUAUGGCAACCCUCUAGUCCAGGCAUGUCCAAAAUCCUAAUCCAGCCCACCGGUCGGUUUAAUCCGGCUCCUGUGGCAGUCUAUUUCCUGGGGUAAAAUCCAAAAAAACCCUCGAAUUUCAAUCCUAAAUUGGCCCUCACAGCCUGUUACUUCAUCAAAUCUGGCCCUCUUUAGACACCACUGCUCUAGUCCAUGAACAAUUAUGUAGUAAUAAACACACACAGCUUUAUUGUGGUCCAUAGACCCAAAAUACACAGUACAAAAAUAGUAUAUAAAUUUGUUUGUCAUGAGACUCUGUUGUAUUUGCUUUUCUAAACAGGAGACAUAAAAUUGCUUUUUCUUUUUAUAAAAAAUGUACUACAGGGGCUCAGUAAACACAUGGGUUGAGUGCAUACCAUACAUUUAAAGUACAUUAUUUUGCUUAACUAAUAAUGGGAACUGCAGUUUAUUAAGGAUGCUGGGAAUUGUAGCUAUGUGCGGGGUAAACUGCUUUUCCCAAACAGUCUUGGGAACUGUAAUUCUCUCUCCCCCCCCCACCCCAUUUUAUUAAUCUGGAUUUUCAAGAUGGCCUGCAAAGGAGAACCUCAAAACAAAUAUAAAACAGAUCAAAAACAUCAGCAACAAAAGCAAUUAUCAUAGCAACAGUAAAAAUACAAAAAGCAGUAGAUAUAAAAUCAGUGAAAACCCUGAAAUGUGGGUGUAAUUUUCACUCUAGUUGUUCCUUAGGCCUUUGGGGUGAGGGGAAGCAGUCUUUCAGGAACAACAAAACUCCUCUGGUCUGACUCCUGUGGUUUGCUGAUCAUGUCUCAUUUUAAGACAGAGGGAGUCAAUGUGAUGAUCUCCACAUCUGGCUGGACCCCAAUUCCCAUCAGUCCGAGCCAGAAUGACCAAGAACAAGAAGCAUGCUCACUUGCAGAUGUUAAACAAAUUUUAAGUAGUCUAUUGUUCAACUUGAAAGUUGUACUAAACAUUUAGUGGGUGGAAACCAGUCAAACUGGUUUUGAAGCUGGCCAGAUAGAACCCUUUUUAUUUAUUGUUCUCUAGAGGACUUGUACUGUUGCCCAGGUUCAUAAUUUUCUUGAGUUUGUAGCUGAUUAUGUUCUUCUUCAGCUAUUAACGUGUGACAGUGAACGCAGCAACAUGUAGAGUUCAAAAUGGAACCUUGAAGCACCACCUGGUGUUGCCUUUUCCAGAGCCACCUCCAGUCAGGCAUGCUGCUAGCGCAUUGGUCCACAUCAACCAUUUUGAUCAGAACCCACAUACAAACUGCUGCUUCACAUGGAUUGAAAUAUUGUUGUCAUGAUUUAUCUUUCUUCCUGCAUUGAACUUCCUUCCUUCCCUUAUCACAGGGCCUCAUUUUGCAGCCGUCAACCACAAUAAUGAAAUUAUUAUUACCGAUUUCCACAACCACUCGGUCAAGGUAUGAUGCUGUUACUUCUUCAUAAAAUAUAAAAUCCCAUUGAUAAUGCAUUGAAGCCGUUACUCCCAAUAUGUAGUUAAAUUCACAGGUGUUCUGCAUCAGCCAACAAGAAAUAAUUGUUUACAUUUAGAGGUGGGGAAAUACUUGGAUUAAGUCUCUUGCUUUGCUCUUUUAAAAUAAAGCUGUGUAUGUUCUUUUAAAUUGAUUCAAGAAGUAUGAAGUUGGAUCUCUAGAAAGGAGCUCUUGGAGUCUUUUCACACCAUCAUUUUGAAAUGCUAGUUGUCCCCUGGAGAAAGUUACUCUUGUGCCAAGUAUUCAGGAUACUCUGGGUCACUUAACAUAAUUGCAAAAUUACUACAUAGAAGUAAGCCAUAUGUGCCAUUGACUGCAUAGGAAGCUACAUUAUACAAAGCUGGAAUGAGGAAUUUGAUGGACCCUGGUCCAUCGACUGCAAAUCACCCAGAGAUCUACCAAUAGAUCUCAGUCUGCCUUCUGCCCACCCUGCACUCAGUGACCAUUGCUACACCCUACAGAAGCCAUACAGAGACCUUUCCAAGUGGGUUCUGUGAUAAAAGUAAUGUGUAGAACAAAGCUAAGAGCAGCAGGAAGGCAUAAGUCCCACGUGGGCAAGUGAAAUGUGGCUUGGGCUAUUAUAGGGCUUCUUUCAAUCUACAUACAGCUGAGAAGUAUAACCCUUAAGUUGGAGCUAAAUGGGCAAUUUUGAAUUGAGACUGUUUUUCAUAGGCUUCUGGAAUUAGGCAGGAAAUAACUGUUCCUGUGGUUUUGGAUUACAAUUAAGGAAGCAAGACCACAGGGGAGACCCUAAGUAGAUUGUUGGCAGAGUUUAGCAGCAGGGGGGGCUCCUAUUUUAAUAAACAUACACCCUGAGAAGCAGCAAUUGUUCAGCAAUGCAGGAUUUCUUAAUGACAACAGAGGUUUUCAGUUCUAUGGCCAGGCUCUGGCAAACAAGGAAAUAAAAUACAGUAUGUUAGAAAUCUGACUGAAAAUGGGGAAUAAAUUUCAUUGCCAUCCUGCUAAUAAAAUGGAAGGGAACUCAAAGCCGAUCUGGAUUAAGCUCCUGGUUCCAAAGGUACGGCCCAGCACAUGGUUUUCAAAAUACACUGUGGCCAGGAUUGUAGCUAAAUCCUCCCUUCCUUCUGGCUUCCCCAGCAAUACUGGAAUGGGCAAGGGCAACUUUCCAAACCUUUCUCUGUAAUUUUUGUGGCCUUGCAGCUCAGGGAAUAUUUUCGACACACUGAUUUGUAGUAUAACUAGAAAAUGGCCUUGACCUUCUGCUAACUCCUAUGUAAAUGUUGCCACAUUUCAUUUACACAGGACAGUCUACUAUGUAUCAUACCCAAAAUACAAGGAAAUGGAAGCAUGCAAAUAUAAUUUUAUUGAGAAGCAUGGAUUGUAUUAUAAAGUUGUCAUGAAGCCAAGCUUUCAUGCAUACUUAUGGUUCUGGUUAAAUAUAUAUAUAUAUAUAUAUAUAUUCACAUAUAUAUAAACAAACAAACAAUUAGCUAACAGAAACAGUUUAAUUUUAAAUUGCUAGGAAAGCAAAUCCCCCCCCCCUCAGCUCUCCAUGCGUGGGAAUGUUACUGAUUACAGUGAAAGGAAAUCCCCACCUGGGAGGGAGAAUGCACUAGGAAAUUGGAUUUGGGGCUCUUGUUUAAAAAUGGGCAUACAUGACAUUAAUUCUGUGAUACUGAGCAUCUUUCAAUUUUUGGAAUUGAAAAAAAAAUGUUUGCAUGAUGGGACUUCUAGUUUCUCUUCCCACCCUCCAGGCCCCCCAACACCUCCCCAACAAAUCUGUUCUGGAGGACACCCCAACCCUCCAGAACAGAUGUUGGGAGCAUACAGAGGGCUGUUGGGAAGAGAAGAAUAAGAAGGAACUGCAUUGCACAAAUGAGUGUGUAAUGCUAACCAUGGUUUAGCACUAUGGACAUGAGUUGGAGUGAGCAUGAGUGAGACUUUGGCUUGUAUGCCCACCCUCUUCAUAUAUAUACGAUAUACAAUAUACGAUAUAUGAUAUCUUUAUUGUCCCAUGCAGAACAAUGAAAUUGAAAAACUACAUAAAACUACUACAAAACUACAUAAAACAUUCAAAAACCCCUAAAAACUCUGAUAUGCAGCUGGGAGGAGGACUUGGCAGCUUUACUUUCCCUAAAUUGGGUUGCCAUUGUGUGCAAACCAAAGAUAGUGGUUGAUAACUAAUUCUGGCCUGUUUCAAAACAAGCCAGCUACAAACUCUGCUCCUUUGAAGCUGGCUUCUUAAAUUAACCUGGGUGCUCCCCACCCUCAUUGAAUCACCAUCUUUGGUUUGCUUGCAAUGAUAAGAAUAGGAGAAAGUGAAAGUCAAUUCUGAUGGAAACCCACUCUCCCAGCCACACAGAAGGAGGGGAGAAUGCAUGAGCUUGAGUCACUAUGGCUUAUUCUAGCUUGUGCCUGCAAUACCAAACAAUGGCUUGCUGCUACAUGUGACCUGAUCCAGAGAUGUGCAGUGCAAUCCUAUAUGUGUUUGCAAUAGGAUCCUGUUACAGAAAAACAAAAAAUGGUUUUUGUGUGUGAGAGAAUAAUUUCUUCUUGCAAGCAAAUAAUGAACUGUAACCAGGAUUUGUUUGUGGCUUUCCACACAGGCUUUGUUUGGGAGAGAUAAGCAAUGAGUCCGGGUUCACACUUAACACGAAGCCCCCAUGGCUUAGCUCCCAGUAGCACAGCAACAGUAGACUUAAGACCCUUGUUUGUUCAGCUAAGCCAUUGUGUGUCAGCAGCUUAGGAUGGCUUUAAUAUUUUAGGCUUUACAAAACAACAACUCGCUGGUUCCUUCUUGCACAGAUUGCUAUAAUUUUCUUCUGCAGACAGUACUGUCAUUUUUGGUUGGUUUAACUGUACUUUUGUCUAUGACGGUUUCUUCCUGUUGCCUCAGAAAGGGAAUGUUUGUCUUCCAUUAAGUUUUGAUUUAUACGUCUGAGGAUGAUAACUAUUUAGUUUCGGCUUUAGGCUCUUAACCAUCAUCAUCAAGUACUAUAUAAUUUGUGUCUUGAUUUUUUUUUUUUUAAUUUAUUCAGGUAUUUAACCAGGAAGGUGAAUUCAUGUUGAAAUUUGGAUCUAAUGGAGAAGGGAAUGGACAGUUCAACGCUCCAACAGGAGUAGCUGUAGAUUCUAAUGGAAAUAUUAUUGUAGCAGACUGGGGAAACAGUCGAAUACAGGUGAACAAGUGAUUUUUAAGUCAGUUGGCUCAGUAUGAUGUAUGUUGUUGGGAUGGGGAUGUUUCCUCAUCUUCGGGUCCAAGCAUCCCAUCUCCAAAAUGUUCAACUACAACACAGUCUCUUGCAUAUUUACAAAUGAAGUAAGAGUCCCAUUGACUUUCCAACUCGUUCUUCCUCUGAGAUAAGCAUUGCACCUUAUUGUGCUAGGGAGAGAAAAUAUCAUUGAGUAAUGGAGUAGCUGUGUAGUUAAGGGAAGGGGAACUUGUGGCUCUUCAGCUGGUAAGAAGCAUAUGUCAGGAUUAAAGGUGUGCCCAUGUUAGGAUCUAAACACAUCCUUCUGAGAGGAGUGGAAACCCCAAAGCAUUGUCUGAAUGCAUGAUUACCGGUAUAUUACUCUUUAUCUCCCCUUGUACCCAAUAAAAGGACUCACACACAAGAUCUGAAUUAAAGAAUGAUUUGACGUAAGGGAAAUGCCAGCCUGUAUGUUAGGAAAGAAUUCUAAAAUAAACCUCUUAAGUCUUAACAAGCAGAACCUGAGUCCAGAUUCUUAUUUCUAAGAACUCCAAGCCUCUAAACACAACAACAGCAGGAAGUGUUUCCUGUUUUAAUGUGGUAGCAGACAACUAGAUAGGGCAGAGCAUAGAUAAUAGAUUGAUUCAAUUUAAAAUACUUGGAUGUUCUACGUUUCAGGACACAACCCUCCUAAGGCAAUUUACAAAAUAUAAUUACUACAUAAACCAAGUUGUAAUAUACCUAUAAAACCCAAUUACAGAAAAACUUAAGAACAGCAGCAGCUGUUUCAAGCAAUUUAGUACCCAACCCAGGGCACUUUUAAGAGAAUGGAGUUCAAAACAGUUUUUUAAAAUUUAUAUUAAGAUGGGCCAUACGUACUGGGAGAGAAUUCCAAGGUUAUUUGGGCCACUGUUGAAAAGGCUCUGUCUCUGAUGCCCACCAGUCUGGUGGCUCUUAAAGGCAGGUCUGAGAGUUUUCUAUGGGUGCAGACAGCCCUUCAGGUAACCUGUUCCCAAAAUGUUUAGAGCUUUAAAGAGCAAUGCCAGUGCUUUAAAUUAAGCCUGAAAAUGAUUCGAAAGUAUUGGUGUGUCUAUGCUCUGAGCCUAGGUCCCAGCAAGCAUCCUUGCAGCUGCAUUCCUGUGGUGGUGGUGGUGGUGGUUGUUAUACCCGCCCAUCUGACUGGGUUUCCCCAGCCACUCUGGGUGGCUGUGAACUAUCUCUAAAUACAGCCUCAGGCAGAUUAAAUUAUGUCAGUCUAGUCUGGGUGUGACCAUGGCAGACUUUCAGCAGAUAGGGUCGUAGCUGGUGACUUUGCCACCUUCUACAAUUCUAUUUACUUCAUGUGAAUCUGCGUGGCUGCCUGCAUUUAUGCAUAUUAGCUUCUAGGUAUCCACAGUUCACUGUCUUUGGCUGACAUUCUCUCUUUGCCUUUUUCGCAGGUUUUUGAUGGGAGUGGAUCCUUUUUAUCCUAUAUUAACACAUCCGCCGAUCCACUUUAUGGUCCUCAAGGUUUGGCCCUUACUUCAGAUGGUCAUGUUGUAGUUGCAGACUCUGGCAAUCACUGCUUCAAAGUCUAUCGAUACUUACAGUAA
Molecule: messenger RNA, 56299 nt
Organism: Podarcis lilfordi (Lilford's wall lizard)
Lineage: Eukaryota; Metazoa; Chordata; Lepidosauria; Squamata; Lacertidae
Source: the annotation of a GenBank genome assembly